Molecule: messenger RNA, 64115 nt
Organism: Lymnaea stagnalis (great pond snail)
Lineage: Eukaryota; Metazoa; Mollusca; Gastropoda; Lymnaeidae
Source: the annotation of a GenBank genome assembly
ACUCCAAACUCCCCGGAUGCUUGGCGUAUUCCUAAUUUCCGGCAUCCACCUCACUCUUUUCCAAUCAAUAUAACAGCCGGCUACGUUGUAAUUCACAGUGGAUACUGGUGGUGGUAUUCUAAUUUCGUAUUGACUUGCCACUGCAAUGGCUGAUUCGGCCGAGCAGGAGGUUACAGGGUCGCCACAGACUGCACCAGUAGUUGUGCAAGCAUUGGAAGUACCCGCUUUCCUGAACUAUUUUCGUCGAGUAGUCCCGGUCCUACUUGAAGAUGACGACCCUGAUUUAAAGGCUCUACAGACAGCUGUAUCGGACAAGCAACAACUAGAGGCCAUAAAAAAGUUUUUGAGCGAUCCCCAAGCACCGACCCUAAUUGUGCAGAGAGCCUCAGUAAAAGGUAUGUUUGCAACAAAAAAAAAAAAAAAUUCGGGGUAAAAAAGAGCAGGCAACAAAGUGAUGAAUGAAUUAAUUGAAUGAUAAUUGAUAAUGAUUAAAUCAUGUAUGGCCAUGUCCUACUGCCUACUACUAACUUGAAUUCAGUAUUCUGCUUCAUGGCUCCAUAGCGUGACAUGUUAUCAUCAUUUUCAUGUAUUCUACCCGAACACCAGUUUUUAUCUUUUAAUUAUUUAGUUAAUCUAGUGGUCUGUACNGAAACAUUCCAACUCCUUCCAUGCCACUGGUGCCAAGCUGUAUCAUCCACAUGAUUUUCCCUUGGGUUUAUCCAGCAGCGGGGAGAGAGGCGAUUUGCCGAGUAGGGAACCAGCUUAAAAUCCUAAAAAAUAAUAAAAUCCCAGGCUUUAUGGAUUUCGUCCUGCGAAGUCUACACCAUUGUUAUAUUGUGACGGAAGGAUGCAGCAAAAAAAUAAUUUUGUAAAUUGUUACAACAAAAAAAAAAAAAAGCAUGCUGCACUGUCUGUUGAAUGACCAUGGCUAAUUUAGAGAAUUCUGAGUAUGAGCAAACUCCCCUUGUUUAGUCGUGAAUUGUUACUAGAGUUAACUUUUAAAAAAUAUAUAUAUAUUAAUACACAGAGUGAAUGGUUUCAUUGAUAACUCUUUAAAAUUUAACUUUGAAAACAAGGUAAUUAAUAUUUGAAAGCGAGACUGAUAAAGCAGAAGUGUGAUCAUUUUAAUUAAUGGAUUUUGACUUUUAGGCUUUUAUUUUUGGUGGAAUAGUGUAUAUGAAAAAACUGUAAGUUGGAUUUGCAUUAAUUUGAAUUUUUAAAAAAAAUAUUUCACUAUUUAACAUAUAAAUUUUAUCAAGAAAUAAUAUUUUAAUUAUUAUUUCAGAAGAAAAUACACAUUUUUUAGACAUUUUAAAACCUAUCAAUUAACAGGUAUUUUAGAAGUAAGUUUUAUAUUAAAAGUUAUAAUUUUUUACUACCUUAAGGGGGACUAGGACAGAUCCUACUCAAACUCUGAUUGACACAAAAGAUGUGAUCUUUACUAUGAAAAAUAAUAAAGCCCCAGGAAAUAGACCUUAUAACAGCAGAUAUGAUAAAACUGGGUGGAAAUGAACUGCAUAUACAAAAACACGACCUCAUAUCCAGAAUCUGGCAGGAGGAAGAAAGGCCCCAAAAAAUGGGGUACUGUGCUCAUAAUCCCCAUUAACUAGAAAGGAUAUAAGCUGGAUUGCUCAAUUUAUAGAGGAAUCUCCCUAUUUAAUGUAACUUACAAAAUCCCCCCUUAACUAAUAGCAAGAAAACUGGAAAGGUAUAUGGAGCAGAUCCUAGGGGACUAUCAAAGUGGAUUCAGACAGACUAGAUCAACCACAGAUCAUUUACUAUCAGUUGUUCCCUGGAGAAAUGUUACAACAUCUCCAUACACCAACUAUACAUGGUCUACAAAACAGCAUAUGUUAACCUAGACAGGAAAUAUCUGUGUGAUGCACUACAGGAACUUGGAGUCCGUUACAAACUUAUCCGGCUUAUACAUAUGAUGAUGGCUAACUCCAAAAGUUGAAUGAAGUCACAGCGAAAUUACUCGAUAGAGUUCCUGAUUAAUCAGGGCCUCAAACAAGGAGACUCACUAUCAUGUAUCCUGUUCAACAUCACAUUAGAAGAAGUUAUGAGCAACAUUCAUUUUGCAUCAUCAGAAUAAGCAACCACACCUUUGAGAGAGUGGCUCCUUUCAAAUGUCUAGAAGCUACUAUAAAUGAGCACAAUGAAAAAAUAACAGAGUUGAAAGAUAACAAAAGCGCUUUGGAAACAAAAUCCUCUCAAGGAGAACAAAGAAAGCUGUAUACCCCACUAUCAUAUGACCUGUUGUAAUUUAAACAAGUGUCACUUGGUCACUUAGGAAAAAAGUAGAGAACCUGCUCAAUACAUGGGAGAGGAAAAUCCUCUGGAAAAUAUAUACGGUCCAGUUAUAGACAAUGAGGGAUGGAGCAACCAAGAGUAAUGUCCAUUGUUAGAAAACCCACCCAUAGUCACAACAAAAAGGCAUACGGCACUGUACAAAACACCUUGAGAAGAUGCUGGAUUGUAGAGCAUCUAAAAUUAUCUAGGGGCAGACUACUCAUACGUCAAUCAAUACAAAUGGAUUGAAGAUGUAGAUAACUUACUUCAGCUGGGAGUCUGAGCAUGGAAGCGGAAAGUCAUGUAUCAAUCCGAAUGGAAGCAUGGGGUGGAGUAGGCCCUGGCCCUACAUGGGCUGUAGCACCACUGAUGAUGAUGACAUAGGGCAAUUGGGAAGGACUACACUUGCUUUUGGAUGUGAUACGAAAAGGUUUAUCACAUUAUUUAUAUUUUUUUCUUUCAGAUGAUUCAGAAGAAGCUGGUGAAGGAGAUGGAGACACCAACAAUGCACCAUAUCUUAUCUCUACUGAUGUACAUUUUGGGAGCUCAAAGAUGGCAAGGUAGGAUGAUUUUCUGUAUAUAAUUUAAUUCUGAAUUAAAAAAACAAAUAUCACUGACGUUUAUACAAAAUUAUAUUAUUUAUCAAUACCUUAGCUAAAAGUCAUUACAUUUUUAAAGUAAUAUUCCUUUGCCAUCAGUGUGGUCUUCAUCAAACGUGGACCUCAGCUGGAAGGAGACAAAGGCCUGGCAUCACAGUUGAGGAUCAUGAACUUUAGUGAAGGAUCACCUUAUGAGACACUCCAUGCUUAUAUUGCAAAUGCAGUUGGCCCUUACUUUAAAUCUUACAUCAAGGAAACUGGAAAAGCCGAGAGGUAAAUUAAAAUCUGCGCCAGUUGAGAUUUAAAAUAAAUUACAUUCCUUAGAGAAUUUUAAAAUUGCUGAAGCUAUUUGUGACAUCGAUCUAAUUAUUUAUUUUAUGUAAAAUUAUUAACCAUGAGAGUGAUGAAUAAAAUGUUUUAUUUUAGAGAUGGCGACAAGAUGGCACCAACAGUUGAAAAGAAAAUAGCAGAGCUUGAGAUGGGACUUCUCCAUCUGCAACAGAACAUUGAUAUUCCAGAAAUCACGCUUCCCAUCAACCCUCUGGUGCUUAGUGUCAUCAAGAAAUGUGCUGAAGAAAACAGGAAACCCAAGGUUUGAUUUUAGCACAGAAAAGUUAGCAUAGAAAAUCAAAUACUUUCCAAAAACUUAUUGAAAUGUUCAUGCUUAAUUUCAUUUUUUUUUUUUUUUUUUUUUUUUUUUUUUUUUUUUUUUUUUUUUUUUUUUUGUUGUUUUUUUUUGUUGCAAUUUUAAGAAGAUUUGACUCUAUAAAGUUACACUGUAAAUUUUUAAUACAAUUGUAAGAGAAAUAUAUGAAUAGAGCUCUGUUUUUAUUUUUAAAUUAUUUUUUUUUCCCCUAGGUUGAGGAGUUUGGAGACAAAGUGGAUGAUGCACAAUUCCUGAAUGUUCUACAGAGUGGUGUGAAUAGAUGGAUCAGAGAAAUACAAAAGGUGGUGAAACUUUUUUUUUUCGGAAGGAAUAUAAGGAAUUUACACUGAAUCAGUCUGCAUAAGAAAUGUACUUAAUCCUAUAUUGACUGGGACAAUUAUUUGUAUGAAAUAUUGAUUUUCCAGUGUGCCUUCUGUUCAUUUCUUAGUCAAUAUGUGAUGAGUCAUCAGGUAGCAGCUUUAAUACAAUAAUCUUUUAUUACGUGGAUUGAAUGCUUAAAACAUUCUUAUUAUUUAUCCUUCUCAUAGUACUAAAAUUAGGUAUAAAAUAUAAUAAGGCAAUGCACAGAAAUUGAUUUUUUUUUGUUUUAUUAGAAUUCCCUACAUUUUUUUAAAGCCAUGCUAGCAUUCAUUUUAUUAUUAAUUUCACCCAUUAUUUUUUGCAGCAUUUAUUAUAUUAUCUGUUGCUGUGUUUUCAACAUUGUCAGAUCAAAUAUGCUUGCCUGCCAAAUACCACAUGCCUAAAUUGAAAUUAUUUUAAAAAGUAAAGCAUCCGUUAUAACAUAAAUUAAAACAAACCUUGAAUGUCUUCAGGUUACCAAACUAGACAGAGACCCAUCAUCAGGAACAGCCCUACAAGAAAUUAGUUUCUGGUUAAAUUUAGAACGAGCCUUGCUUCGUAUCCAGGAAAAGAGAGAAAGUACUGAGAUAGUCCUCACUCUUGACAUCUUGAAACAUGGCAAACGUUUCCAUGCCACAGUCAGUUUUGACACUGACACAGGUAAAAUUUACUCCUUUUGUAUACAAUUUAUUCACCCUCAGAUUUGCAUUUUUUAAAAAUUUAUUUUAUGAUUAAUUAGUUAAAUGAAAUUCCCAUUGGGGAAGAGGACAUUUGUUACCGCACUUGUAAAGUGCAUGAUUCUAGAUGGGGGAAAAAAAUAAAUAGAAAGUAAUCUUCCUUGUGACACUACAACCCCUGUAGGGCUUAGGCCUGCCUCAACAUUUCAUAUACCACAAGGGGUUACCUAGAUGAUCAUUAUACACUGCUUUUAUGUUACGCCUUUCUUAAUUUUAUGAUUUUAGGGUUCAUUUUUAAAUGAUACCUUAACUUUGAUGGGAAUUUUACCUCUCAGUUAAAUGAUACCUUAACUUUGAUGGGAAUUUUACCUCUCAGGUCUCAAACAAGCAAUGGCCACUGUCAAUGAUUAUAACCAGUUGAUGAAAGACUUUCCGAUCAAUGACUUGCUGUCAGCCACAGAACUUGAUAGGAUAAAGGUGGCUGUGCAAAGCAUAUUCCUCCAUCUGCGGAAGAUUCGCUCCACCAAAUACCCCAUCCAGCGUGGAUUAAGACUGGUGGAAGCCAUCUCCAGGGAUCUCAGUACUCAGAUGCUUAAGGUAUUUUUUGCCAGAUCAGUUAAAAAAUGAUAAUCAUUCUUCCUUUUCAUAGAAUAUGCUUAGUUGAUUGAAAUAGUCUUCUAUUGGUUUUUUAAAAAUAUUCUUGGGAUUGCUAAUGUUGGGGCAAAGAAAAAUCAACUUUAAGCAACUAAUUAAUAUUUUUCUAGCCUUAUGUGGGUCUAUAGUAAAUAAGACAUAUUGGGCAACUGUGAUCCUUUUUUUUAUCUUAUUGCACUCACUUAGCCAUUCUCUACCUUAUUUGUUUCAAAAUACUACUCUCAGGAACAUCUCUGUAUCCUUUUUCACUGUUGUCACAUCUCCCUCAAAACAUGCCACUCGGCUAAAUCUUGUUUCACACCUUCCUCAUAACAUCACUCAACAAAAUCUUGCAGUGCGACACAAUAAAAAAAUUCACUCCGUCUGAUUUAGCUUACGGGUUUAAGAAAAUGAAUGGGAAGACAUUUUUUUCAAUAAAUGCUCAUUUAUUUGCUUGCAAUUAUCUACAAUAGCAACUUCAUUUCAUUUUGUCAGUACAUUUUUUUCUAUUACUUUUUCAGAUUCUUGGCACCAGGCGUCUGAUGCAUAUCCCUUUUGAUGAUUUUGAAAAGGUAAUUUUCAUCAUUUUCUGUGAAUCAUUGAGUUAGUUGCUUUUUACAUUAUUUUUCAGCACUGUGGUGGGGAGCAUCAUAAAGAACCCUACCCAAUGAUUCAUGCAUUCAAUUUAUUUUGUUUGAUAGUAGCAUUGAAAAAGGAAGUGUUAAAAAAAAUGUCAGAAUAUUUAAAUCAUGCUCAAUGAAUCGUGGAACCUAAUUUGAAUAAUUUUUUAAAGCAAACACAAUAACAAAUUUUUAAAAAAAUUAUCAGGUGAUGAGUGCCAGUUUUGAGGUGUUUUCUACCUGGGAUGAUGAAUUUGACAAGCUCCAAGGAAUGUUGAGGGAUCUAAUCAAGAAGAAAAGAGAAGAACACUUGCGCAUGGUUUGGAGAGUCAACCCAACUCACAAGAAGCUUCAAGCUCGCAUUGAUCACAUGAGGAAGUGAGUAAUGGUUGCUUGCUUUUAAAAAAAGAGUCAUGUAUGUCUGUGAUCUGAUUGAAUUCAAAUUCAUCUCAUGUAGCCCCAGCUAUAUUUGAAGGAAUGGACUUAUGAGGCAAGUAAGGCUGGCUACUCUAUUUGGUGAGGAGGUCAACCUUGAAUAAGAAGCUUCAACCACUGAAAUAAGCUAACAGUAACCAAUUUGGCAUUUGUUACAGCUGCCAGAAUAAAUCCAAAAUUUAUUGUUCUCAAUUUCUUUCGAAUUUAUUUACAUCAGUGCUUUCUCAAACAUGUAAAUGGUUUUAAAGAAGAUGAAUAUUGAUGACCAUCUGUUUGUUGAAACUUAAUGCUUUUCCUGUUAAAUAGAAACUAUUACAAGUAAAAUUUAUAGUAUUGACUUGAUGUAUUUAACUAUUAAGUAUUUAACUUCACACUUUUCCUUUUAUAACAAAUUUAUAAUGAUGCACUACUUAGUUAAUAACUUUUCCCAUAGAUUCCGUCGUCAACAUGAACAGCUCCGGCAGGUGAUCAUUCGUGUGCUCCGUCCAGUAACAGUGAAGCGGGGAUCUUCCCCUGGCAGUGAAGAAUCAGAGUCAAAGGACAAGCCAGUGACAGAUGAAGCUGCUGAUGCCAAUGCUAUUGAGGUUUGUAAAUCUUUCCAUUUAAGAUGCAGUAAAGAUUGAGUUAAUUUCAGAAACCCACUCGAGAUAUUGUGGAAUAAAUUAGCGUUAUUAAUAUUUUAUUCAUGUUUUAUCACCUGCUGGAAACUAUUUCUAUUUUCUUGAUGUCAAAGAAAGACCUUAAAAAAUUAUCAAGUAAUGGUUUAUCUUUUCCCCUUUGGAUAAUUAUGCAUUUUCUUGCUCAUUCAGUGGGGUAUAUUAUGCUUGGUUGAACGCACAUUUUUAUUUAAAUGAGCUAUUUAGAGAGUAUACGAAAAUUUAGAUUAUUUUGGGUUUUGUAAACCAACACAAUUUGUGUCCUUGCGUAAACAUACUUGACCAAAACAUUUCAUCCCAGGAGGUAAACCUAGCUUAUGAAAAUGUCAAAGAAGUUGAUGUUCUGGAUGUUUCAAAGGAUGGCGCAGAUUCAUGGGAGGCUGCUGUCAAGCGGUAGGUUGUACCCAACUUUUCAUUUUGUGUUUGUGAUAAAGAUUCAAUUUUUAAAAACUAUUUAUUCGCUCCUUUAAAUCAGAUCUGAGCAGAUCCUAAAAGCCUAUUACCUGGCAUUACAUAUAGAGCUUAGUAGAUCAGUCCUAAAUUACUGCAAAAGCUUUAGAUAGACAUCAGCUUUUAGUGAUUUUAAAUUUUUAUAGACAUUCUAAAUUUACUACCAUCCUCAGAUAUGAAGAGAGAAUAGACCGUGUUGAAACCAGGAUCACAUCUAGACUCAGAGAUCAGUUGGGCACAGCCAGAAAUGCCAAUGAAAUGUUCAGAAUUUUCUCCCGCUUCAAUGCACUGUUUGUAAGACCUCACAUUCGUGGUGCUAUCAGGGAGUACCAGACACAACUCAUCCAGAGAGUGAAAGAUGACAUUGAAUCUCUACAUGAAAAGUUCAAGGUUUGUCCGAAAGCUUAAUUUUUUAAAUAUUUUUUUUAUAAAUAUGCGCGGAGGUAAAUAUUACAAUUUCUACAUGUUUCCAGGAUAUUUAGAAGGAUCUUUGAUAAAUUUGGCAUUGCAUUUGAAAAAAUUAGUAGUUUUCAAAUGUAAAGCAAAAUAUUAUUUUUUUUUAAAAAAAGGAAAAUCCAGAACACAAGUUAUGAGAGAUUAGGCUAGAGUCUGAUAACUUGAUGUGGAUCACUUUUCUAAACAUUUUAUUUUGGAAAAAGCUUAUUUGCAACUUAUGCAGUUAUUAAAAUGAAACCUUAUUUUAGUUCAGAAGAAGAAACUAAUAGAAAAUGCAUCCAGAGACCCAUAUAUAAGUUAUAUAUUCUGAGAGUAAAUUGGACACGGAAUCAUGGCAUUAUACAAAUUCAUACAUUUAAAAAAUAAAUAAAUGUUAAUUGACCUUCAAAAAUUAAAUUUGCUUUUAAAUGUUAGUAAAUUUAAUUUAACUGCAUAAAUAUAUGGUUAGAACACCUUUCUAGACAUGCUCUUUAAUUAAACAGAAAAUUUCCCAGUUAUGAGCAUAAACAUAUAUUUUGACAAUUCAAAUUGAUAGCUACCGUCCAUCAGGCUGGUCCUAGCUUUUGAAAUGCCAUCACAUAGUGUAUUUUCUUCUGUAACAAUGCCUUCUACAGUUUGUUUCUUAAUACUUUUGAAUGUUAACCCUUACAGUUCGCUGUGACCCAAGCGUGUCUUUUUUCACCAGCCGAUCGUUUUCCCUGUGGCCCAAGCGCGUCUAUUUGCCACAUAGAGGGGUAUCUAAUAAAAACACAGAAACCAGGUUAUAACCUUUCAUCACAGUCUCGGGCAGAAUGUUUAUUCGUUAGGGGAAUAGUGAAAUUUUAAUUUGCCUUUUAUAUUAUGAAAAUCGACCAAUUACUGAGUUUUUUUAUGCGGAUCUGUAUUUGUUGUUUCCAUGGCGCUACCAGCGCUAUUGACUAUUGUUCAUGAUGACUUAGAGGGGUAUCUAAUAUAAACACAGAAAUGAGGAUAUAACCUUUCAUCACAGUCUCGGGCAGAAUGUUUAUUCGUUAGGGGAAUAGUCAAAUUUUAAUUUGCCUUUUAAAUUAUGAAAAUCGACCAAUUCUGAGUUUUUUUAACGGAUCUGUUUUUGUUGUUUCCAUGCCGCUACCUAAUGGUUGAUGGUGACUUACGCCCACUUGAUGAAGCCUUUUGUUCUGAAAAUAUUAUUGAGCUUUAAUUGGGAUUUUUAAACACCCUUAUCCAUUUCUGAACAGAUAAUUCUCACAUGUUAUUAUCAAUUGUUUAAAACAAAAAAGUUACAAAAUAAAUUAACAGUCCCAUCAAAUUUUGACUCGUUCCAAAAUAAUGUCUGGGCCACAGGGAAUAAUUAGCCGAUUAAUGGCCGGUACUGAGACAAUAAAAGCAAAAAGUAGGUCAGUACCGUAAGGGUUAAAGAGUAAAAAAAAAAGCUUAUAGUAAUUUAUUUAAGCAAGCGAAAUACAUUUUAAAAAAUUCAAAUAAAAUAAAAAUAUAGGAAAAAUUAUUAUGACACUUUCCAUAAAUUACUUAGUUUUUCUGCUUAAAAAACAAAACAUGUCAUGAUGAAAAUUAGGCUAGAGUCCUGAAAACUUGAUGAGUAACACCUUUCUGAACAUGUUUUUACAUAUACUUGAAAAUUACAAGCCUAGAUUUUGAUCUUUAUAAAUAACUGCUUGGUCCAAUUAGGCUGAAAAGUGUCAUCACAAUGUGCAUUUUCUUCUGUAAAAUAACUUAAUCUGUUUCUGUAAAAUCUGUUUUAUGUACCUUUUAAUGUUACAAUGGUUAUGUACUACUACUAACAUUGGAUUAGUACACGUGGUAAUUACUGAACACUUACCCAAUUGUUUUUACAACUAGGAAUGAAGAUCGUGGUAAUUACUGAACACUUACCCAAUUGUUUUUACAACUAGGAAUGAAGAUCAAGAAAUGUGAAUAUUGAUGGCAAUAAUCGUCCUUCAAUAUCACACACUGUACCGUUGUGUUAAAAAAUACUCACCUUUUUUUGGCGUAUGUAAGACAUACCCAUAUAUAAGACGUGAGUUUUGACGAUUUGAGUAAAAAAUAUUUUAUAUAAGACGUGCGGGGUAUGUAAAACUUUGUUUAAGACUCGUCAUAUAUACUCAAAAAUACAGUAAAUCAUGAGCCUUAAUUAGACUUAGCUUGGUCCAUUUAGGCUCAAAGUUGUAAUCACAUGUUGCAUUUUUUUUUCUCUAACAAUAAUUUCUACUGUUUCUUUAAAAUCUUAUUGAUUUUUUAUCUUACAACCAGCUGCAAAAAACUGAAUUCACUUGGUGUAUUUCUUCUGCUGUGUUUUUUUUCCUUUAAUAACUGCUUAAAAAAGUUUUAAAUUAAAAAAUAAUGGUUAGAGCGGUGGCUCUCAACCUUCCUAAUGCCGUGACACUAAUACAGUUCCUCAUGUUGUGGCGACCCCCAACCACAAAAUUAUUUUCAUUGCUACUUUGUAACUAGAAUGUAUGUGUUCUUUGAUGGUCUUAGGCGAACCCUGGGAAAGGGUCUUUCGACCCCCAAAGGGUUGAGAACCGCUAGGUUAGAGGCUUCAGUUAACAUAUGCCAUAAAACUGAACUAAGUCAAGAAAACACAAUUUAUACUUAUUAUUAUUAUUCAUUGCAGCAUUUUUUAAAUAGGCCCUCUUCAUUUUUAGAUAACUCUAAUGACAAUGUGGUUGAGUGCAGAGGAACUCUUUAAAAUUCUCAUAAAUGAUUUUUCUGAUUAAGACUAAAUAUGUCAUGAUGAAAAUUAGGCUAGAGUCCUAAAAAUUUGAUGAGUCAUGAAAACACAAUUUAAAUAUCUUUUAUUAAAGCAUUUGUUAUUUUAAUUAGUUUGCGUUCAGGGAACUCACUUUGAAUGCUCCUCUGUGAUUUUUCUGAUUGAAAGCAAAACAUGUUGUGAUGAAAAUUUAGGCUAGAGUCUGAAAACUUGAUGGAUAACACCUUUCUGAACAUGAUUUUGAAUGCAAAGGAACAGUACUUAAAUCCUGAACAAUUAUUUGUAAAUAACUACCUUGCCCAGUUUGGCUGAAAAUUGUGAUCACAAAGUUUAUUGUCUUCUGUGACAAUAACUUCUACUGUUUGUUUCUUUAAAAUCUUAUAAUCUAAUUAAUUUUCUUCUGAUUCAUAGAAGGAUUAUAGAUUUGACUUCAGUUAAAAAUUUAAACCUUUCUGAAACAGUUAAUAGAAUUUAUUACAGCAUUUUUUAAUAGGCCCCUCUUAAUUUUGGUUAUCUCUAAUUAAUAAUUUUACUCUUGUCCAAAAUUUACAUUUGAUUGCAUACAAGUGAACUCUUUAGAAUUCUCAUCAAUUAUUAUGAUUAAAAGUACACAUGUCAUGAUGAAAAUUAGGCUAGAGUCCUGAAAAUUUGAUGAGUAAAACCUUUCUGAACAUGUUUUCACAUAUAACUGAAAAUGACCAAAAUUAUGAGCCUAUAUUUGGACAUUUGUAAUUAACUGGUUGGUCUACAUGCUGAAAAGGAUCAUGACAACAUGCAUUUUCUGCUGUUGCACUUAUGUCCACUUUUUUUUUCUUUAUAAUCUAUUUAAUGUACUUUGGAAUGUUAGAAUGUUUGUAGACUUUACUUCAGUUCAAAAUUCAUGCAUUAUGAAAGUUAAUUCUCAUUGUGCAUUUUCUUGAUAACUAAAAGCUCUUUUUUUUUUUUCUCUAUUUCACAUAUUUUGAAAGUCACUAUGUUUAUCAGUUAAGAACUUCAAAGAGACUGAAUAAGUCAUGAAAACACAAGUUAAAUAUCUUUUAUUAAAGCAUUUGUUUUUUAUAAGCUCCCAUAAUUUUGGAUGACUCUAACGAAUAAUUUAACACUAGUCAGAAAAUUAAAAUUUGAUUGAAUACAGGGGAACUCUAAAAAUCUCAUCAAUGAUUUUUCUGCUUAAAAACAAAACAUGUCAUGAUGAAAAUUAGGCUAGAGUCCUGAAAACUUGAUGAGCAACACCUUUCUGAACAUGUUUUCAUGCAACUUAAAUAUUAGUUUCGCCAAGAGCCUUUUCUUCUUCUUUUUUUUUGUUGUUGACUGUUGUAAAUAACUUUUUUAAAUAUAUUUUUUUUGCCGAUGAGGCUGAAAGUGUCAUCAACAAUUGCAUUUUCUUCUGUAACCAUUAAUUUUACUGUUUCUUUAAAAUAUGUUUAAUGUAAUUUUGCAUGUUAAAAUAUUGCAGGCUUUAAGUUACAAAUUUCUAGCAGCUGCGGAAAAUUGACUUUUCAUUGUUAUUUUUUUUCUGUAAACAUGAUUGAAUUUUUUGGUUAAAUUUACUUUCUUUUGAAUGAUAAAAAUGGUUUUAGACUUCAGGUGGCCACUUUAAAAAAAUUAUAAUUCCAUUCACAUUUCAAUAAAAGUAAAAUUGUGAUUAGAUACCAUGUUUUUGAAAAUUAACUCUUCUAUCAUUAAUACAUUAUUUUUUGUGUCUUAAAGAUCACCUUAAUUUUGAAUUUAUCUAACAAAUAUUUCAACAUUUUUUUUACAAAAUUUUAAUUAGUUUGCGUUCAGGGAACUCAUUUUGAAUGCUCCUCUGUGAUUUUUCUGAUUGAAAGCAAAACAUGUUGUGAUGAAAAUUUAGGCUAGAGUCUGAAAACUUGAUGGAUAACACCUUUCUGAACAUGAUUUUGAAUGCAAAGGAACAGUACUUAAAUCCUGAACAAUUAUUUGUAAAUAACUACCUUGCCCAGUUUGGCUGAAAAUUGUGAUCACAAAGUUUAUUGUCUUCUGUGACAAUAACUUCUACUGUUUGUUUCUUUAAAAUCUUAUAAUCUAAUUAAUUUUCUUCUGAUUCAUAGAAGGAUUAUAGAUUUGACUUCAGUUAAAAAUUUAAACCUUUCUGAAACAGUUAAUAGAAUUUAUUACAGCAUUUUUUAAUAGGCCCCUCUUAAUUUUGGUUAUCUCUAAUUAAUAAUUUUACUCUUGUCCAAAAUUUACAUUUGAUUGCAUACAAGUGAACUCUUUAGAAUUCUCAUCAAUUAUUAUGAUUAAAAGUACACAUGUCAUGAUGAAAAUUAGGCUAGAGUCCUGAAAAUUUGAUGAGUAAAACCUUUCUGAACAUGUUUUCACAUAUAACUGAAAAUGACCAAAAUUAUGAGCCUAUAUUUGGACAUUUGUAAUUAACUGGUUGGUCUACAUGCUGAAAAGGAUCAUGACAACAUGCAUUUUCUGCUGUUGCACUUAUGUCCACUUUUUUUUUCUUUAUAAUCUAUUUAAUGUACUUUGGAAUGUUAGAAUGUUUGUAGACUUUACUUCAGUUCAAAAUUCAUGCAUUAUGAAAGUUAAUUCUCAUUGUGCAUUUUCUUGAUAACUAAAAGCUCUUUUUUUUUUUUCUCUAUUUCACAUAUUUUGAAAGUCACUAUGUUUAUCAGUUAAGAACUUCAAAGAGACUGAAUAAGUCAUGAAAACACAAGUUAAAUAUCUUUUAUUAAAGCAUUUGUUUUUUAUAAGCUCCCAUAAUUUUGGAUGACUCUAACGAAUAAUUUAACACUAGUCAGAAAAUUAAAAUUUGAUUGAAUACAGGGGAACUCUAAAAAUCUCAUCAAUGAUUUUUCUGCUUAAAAACAAAACAUGUCAUGAUGAAAAUUAGGCUAGAGUCCUGAAAACUUGAUGAGCAACACCUUUCUGAACAUGUUUUCAUGCAACUUAAAUAUUAGUUUCGCCAAGAGCCUUUUCUUCUUCUUUUUUUUUGUUGUUGACUGUUGUAAAUAACUUUUUUAAAUAUAUUUUUUUUGCCGAUGAGGCUGAAAGUGUCAUCAACAAUUGCAUUUUCUUCUGUAACCAUUAAUUUUACUGUUUCUUUAAAAUAUGUUUAAUGUAAUUUUUGUAUUUUAAAAUAUUGUAGACAUUUAUACCAGCUGCCGAGAAGUGUCUUCUCAUUAUAUUUUUUUUUUCUGUAAAUAUGUUUUGAUUUUCUAAAAGCUAUGUAUCAUUCUUUUGAAUGUUAAAAAUGGUUUUAUACUAAGUUGACAAUUAAAAAAACAACAAAUAACUGUAUAAUACCAUUCAUGUCAUGAUGAAAAUUUAGGCUAGAGUCUGAAAACUUGAUGGAUAACACCUUUCUGAACAUGCUUUUGAAUGCAUUUGGAAAUUACUUAAAGCCAGAUCCUAGAUUUAGACAAUUAAAUAUUUUAAGAAAUUAUAAAAUUCUUUUAUUUAUCCCAAUAAAUUGAAAUGUUUAAAAAAAAGUAAAAUUGUACAUUUAAAUUUUAGCAUAUAGAUAUAUUUGUACAAAGACAAACAUUUUAAAAUUAGAUCAAUUGAAACACAAGAAAUUUAAUUAUUUCUCAAGUGCAAGAGACAGUCUUAUGCCAUGGGUUUUCAUUCCCUAAGUGACUUUGUUGACUUAAGAGUAAUUUCUUAGAUUUUGUAACAGCGGGGGGAGCACAAUGGUUAAUUCAGAAGAUUUUUCUGAUUAAAAAAACAUGUCAUGAUGAAAAUAUAGGCUAGAGUCUGAAAACUUGAUGACUAUUACCACUCUGAACAUGAUUUAAUGUAGGAACUAAGAUUUAGUUUAUAGGUCAUACUUUUAUUUUAAUGUAAAACAAUUGAGUGAUCAGUUUGCUAGUAAGACAGAAACAAAGUUCAGAUUGACCAUGAAAAAGAUCUAUGUGGAAUUAAAGAAUAUAAUGAUAUUACAUUUAUGAAUUUACAGUCUAUUAUUUCAAUCUACUUUUAAUAUAUUGCUAAUGAGUUGGAUAAUCAAUUAUUUUAAGUUAUUUUAUUUUAUGGGCUUAUUACUUUUUCCAUUGAUGUCAUUUAUGAAAUGAUUUUUAUGUCUUUUGCCUUCAUUAAUAUCAUUUAAACAAACACAAAAGGUUCUUUUCAAAAGAAUUAUGAACUCUCCCCCCCUCUCUCUCUCUCCCCCCCACCCCCCAUAAGUAUUAAUUUAACAAAAUGUGUUUAAUACUAAUUAUUCUUUAAUAGAUAUUUUUCUAAGAAAUUUUUUUUUUAAAGAAAAAUAUUAUUAAUGUUGUGAUGGAAAAAAGAGAGAGUCUGACAACGGGAUCUUCAAGACUUUUCUUUACAUUUUGGGUACAAGAUUUUUCAGCUCAAUAAUGAAUAUACUUUUGUUUUUGUAGUAUGUCUUGAAAACUAUAUUUACACGAGUUUUAAUUCAAAAUUUCCACUUCAUUUCUCUUAGGUUCAGUAUUCACACAAUCAGGCAUGUCAAAUGAGCAGAGUGCGAGACUUCCCUCCUGUGUCAGGGUCCAUAAUAUGGGCCAGACAGGUGAGUGACAAUUCAUAUCUAUUUAUUUAUGACUUAUGAAAAAUUAUUACACUUUUAUUUGAAAAUAAAUGUUGAAACUAAGAUAAGUAAAGAAAAGGCAUUUCCUCAAGGCCCAUCGGUAUAUGAACUGUAGAUAAAAAAAUUUAAUUAAAAAUUUUUAUUUUGCAAUGUUGGAAUGUUCUUUUACACUUUAUAAAUGAAAUGCAUCCAGGCUUAUAUCUUUCCAACUUGCCUUUGUAGAUUGAACGCCAACUGAAUGCAUACAUGCGACGAGUCGAAGAUGUGCUGGGCAAAGGUUGGGAGAACCAUGUAGAUGGACAAAAGCUGAAAGCAGAUGGGGAUAGUUUCAAGAUGAAACUCAACACUCAAGAACUUUUUGAUGACUGGACACGCAAGGUAAGUGAAGUUCACAAUGUCUGUUUUAUUCACUUAAUAUUUUGAUAAACUGUAAGUUUAUUGCAAUAAAUAACUUCAAUAUGUUGUAUUAAUUAUUGACUACCAGGGAAACAAAAUACAUGCUAUGAUGAAAAUUUGGGCUAGAGUCUCUGAUGUACUGAUGCACAGUUAACAUAAUCUGAGCAUUGUGGUUUUGAUUUGUUAAGCUUGGAGUUAAAUAUUCUGCUGCAACUACUGUUUUUCAGCCAUCAUUGCUGUUGACUCUGGACAUUUUUCAUCAAUAUUUAAACAAAUUAAUACAUGAUUUGUUGUAAUUGGAAAAAUUGAAAAAACCUCCAAAAACUAUAAGGUGAACUGCCAAAAACAAUAGUUAAAUUUGUAUCAAGAAGAAAACAAAAUUUCUUGUAUUCAACCCUAAAUAGGUUCAGAACAAACAGCUGACAGUUGUGGGGAAGAUAUACACCAUCACCAGUGUAAGGGUACCCAACAAAGGAAACAUUCUCAAACUUGGAGUCAACUUCCAGAGGGAAAUCAUCCAACUGUCCAAAGAGGUUAGUGCUUCCUAAAAUUGGUAUACUUUGUAAAUGACCUAGAAAAUAGAGACUUGUAUGAAAAUCUCCAGUAGAGAAAAUAGUGGGUUGAGUUAUUGCUCUAAUUGAAUUAAUUGAUGUCAUUCACUAUAAAGGUGCGCAAUUUGAGAUGGCUUGGGUUCAGAGUUCCUCUUGCUAAUGUCAACAAAGCUCACCAGGCCAAUCAGCUGUAUCCAUUUGCCAUUUCUCUCAUGGAAAGUGUCCAGUCCUAUGACAAAACUCUUAAAAAGGUAAGUAUAAUAAUUAGCUUACAUAGAUAGGUAAAUGGAAAAUUUAGUUGUGAUUUUACUUAACCCUUUUUUAUAAAAGAUUAGUGAAAAGUAAAGUCAAGUUUUUGAGGAUCUUAGCUCUAUAAAACCUUCCACCUGUCAUAUCUUAAGAUUGCCUGUCAAUCUUAUUAUUUUUUAAAUAUAUCCUAGCACAUAUACAUUUCAUGAUUCUUAUCUAGAGAUUUAAAAAUAAUUGAUUUAAAAUAAUUUUUAUAAAUUAAGAAUAAUUAAUUUUUUAUAAUAAUUAUUUCAAAAAAUAUUUUUUUUUUUAAAAUGCAAAACAGAUCUUUCAUAAGCCCUAAUGGGUUUAGAUCAAAUGUAAAAUUAAGCAGUUUACUGCAUAAAUUUCUUUAGUAAAUUACAUUAAUAACAAACCCUUGGUGAAUUUACAAUUGCAAAUCUGAUUAUAAGACAUGAUUUAACGCAACUAAAACAAAUUGUGUAGCUGGAACAUUGCAUAGUUUUACUGCAACAACGGUAUCACAUUAUACCACUAAUGGUAUUGAAAGGUGUUCUUUUUAUCGUCUAGAAAAUUUCUUUAUAACAUUAAUUAAAAAUAACACCCUUUAAAAAAAUUGCACUCAAGUUCUUUCCAUCAAAACCAAACAUUUUUAUUUAGAUUGAAAGCAAAGAUUCCUUGAAGCUAUUGAUUGCGGGCUUGAGGAAAGAGUUGCAGAACUUGAUAGCUGAUGGAUGCUGCCUUCAAUGGGAGUCUUACAAACUGGAUCCUUAUGUACAAAGGCUUGCAGACAGUGUCAUCAACUUCCAGGAAAAGGUAAUUAAAAUAAUAUGUGCGGAUCAAUUAAUUUAACAUUUGGUCCAUUAAAUUUAUAGCAGAUUGUAUUAAACUGACGUUAUUAACUUAAUUUUUUUUAGGACUUAACUUAAGUCAGCGUUUAUAUUUUAGAAAAAAAAUUAUCCCUUGUUCAUGCAAUCUCUAAGUUAAAUUACCCUAAAUGAAUCAGUGUCCCAUGAAUGACCAGUCUAUUAUUUAAAUAGGUUGAUGAUCUGCUGUCCAUGGAAGAAGAGAUUGAUGUUGAAGUCAGAGCCUUAGAGACUUGUACCUACAAUGCUGGAACUUUUAGAGAAAUCUUAAGCAGGAUCCAGAAAGCAGUUGACAAUCUCAGUCUUCGUUCAUAUUCAAACCUGCCCCUCUGGGUAGCUCAGUUGGAUGAAGAGGUAAAUGUUGAACCAGAUUAUAUUUUAACACAUUCAGUUAAUGAAUUUAUUCUUUCUUUCUGUAUCAACUUGGUAAAUUUUGUUCAUAAAUAUCACUAAAUUGGAUCUGAUGAUUUUUAUAGGUGGAAAAGAAGCUGGCUGCUCGUUUGGAGGCUGGCCUAAAAGCUUGGACCCAAGCCCUUUUGGGACAAAGAGAUCACAAUGUUGACCUUUCUAUGGACACUGAUGAUGAGCCUAAACAGCCAACACACAAACCAGGUGGAGACCCCAAGAUCAAGGUAUAUAAAAAUGCUUUUUAAAAAAAUACUUUCUUAUUUUACUACAAAUGAUAAUUUUGUAAUUUAAAAUUUUAAUAUUGUGUAAAUUAGUAUAAUAAUUCCUAUACUUUUAUUGAUCCAAAUAAAUGGAAAUGUUUUUUAUUGCAUUGUACGUAUUCAUUUUCAGCACAUAAAUAAAUAUAAAUACAUAUCUUAACCAAGACAACAUUUUACAACUAUAAAAAUUUUAGACAAGACAUGUAAAGUAUAACGUUUGUAUUAGCCAUGGUUGAUCUCCCUUAGUAACAAUAAUGACUUAAUUAGUGAUUAUUUAUAUUAGGUAAUUUGUCAUUUAACAAAGACAUGAGAUCUUUAUAAAACUAUCUGAGAAAUCUCUUAUUCUUAAAAAAUGAUUCGCUUUAUGCUCACUUUGGUUAAGUACUGUAGUUUAAUGGGGGGAUCUAUUUUACCUAGAUAAUGGUUUUAAAAUGAAAGAAAUCCAUGUAGUUGUCUAACUUGUAUGCUGUUGACUUUACUUCCUUGUAGAGUCUGGUCCAUGAGUUACGAAUCACCAAUCAACUGAUGUAUGUAAGCCCGCCAGUUGAGGAUGCUCAAUUCAACAUUCUGCAAGAACUCUUUGCAUGGGAGGCUGUUGUCACCAGCCUGCCUCGUAUACAGCACUCAAGAUACCAGGUACUUAGAAAAAAUAAUUUUUUUUAUUUAAUGAGUUUAUUUUUUCCUGAGCAUUUUUAAAAGGUAGCCUGAUAAGCAAUGGUUGCCACAAUGUGUAAACUUCCCAUCUAUUAAAGUUACUUUACAAAACAUGCAUUGAAGUAACGCACUUUAUAAGAUUCCCAAUAAGUGUCCCUUCUUCCCCCUUGUACACCACCGCCCUGAACUAUAUUAAUUUUGUAAUACCCCUUUUACACUGCAUAUUUAUUACACCAUGUCAGUAAAAGAAAAGUAAAUAUCACACACCAACGCCCUAUCAGUAUUUUUAAGAACCUCAUUUAGUUAUUGGGAAUUUUAUUUACUUAAAUCAGCACCAUCUGGUAGCGUUCGUGACAUUUUUAUACAGAGAAAGUUAUGUAUUUUGAGAAUUUGUGUAUUUAUUUUUUUUACCAUUGUUUGAAAAGACAGGUUGAAAGCAGAGUCAGAAGCAAAUAAUGUGUGUUAUUUAUUUUUUUUACCAUUGUUUGAAAUGCAGGUUGGCCUGCAAGCAGAGUCAGAAGCAGAUAGUUCAUACCGUAAUGUGUUGACUAAAUUACCUGAAGGCCCUGUUGUGUUGGAAUAUGCCUAUUCAGCCAUACAGAAAAGUGUAGAAGAAUUCAGGAAAUAUGUCAAUGUAAGUAUAUAACUUCUAUUUUCAAUCACUUUGGAAAGUGCUAAUUCAACUUUUAAAUAUUUAUUUUUCACCAAAUGUUUCAAACUUUUUAAAUUAAAAAAAAAUAUAAGUUGCAAAUGGAUUAUUUAUGUUCAGGUUUGGCUCCGUUACCAAUCCCUAUGGGAUUUGAACCCUGAUGUGUUGUACUCUCGACUAGGCAACAAUCUAGUUCGAUGGAUGAAAGCACUAGAAGAUAUCAAGUAAGUCAAGAGCACAUCGAUCAACAUUUCUUUUAAUUGCUUCUUAAUUUAUAUGUAACACAUUUAAUCUAGUCAUGUGUUGAAGCUAUGAAAUGUUUUAUUACUGCUUAAGCUAAAAAGUAAACAAACCAUUAACUUAUUAUAAUUAAAAAAGAGUUUUUGCGUUUGCAUGACAAUGAAGUGUUUAAAUAAAAUGUGGCUAUUGUUAGUGAUUUUCUAAUUUAGUUAACAGUAAACCACAAAGGUGCUUAAGUUGUUUUUUUUAAAACUAAUUAUUUUCUUCAUUUUAGGGCUUCUCGCAAGACCUUUGACACCUCUGAAACACAAAAAGAGAUUGGUCCACUCAUCAUCCAGUUUGGCAAAGUAAGUAUUUACUUAAACUAUUACCUUAUGGAAUUUGAACCUGUCUUACAUAUUAUAAUAAAUUAAAUUCUAUUUAGUCACUUUCAAAUUUUUUAAGUAGAAAUCUUCAUGUAAUACAAUUUUUUUAAAAACACCUCAAAAUUUGUUGUGCCCUAUAACUAUGUAUUUUAGUAUUUAUACUAUAAUAGUUUUGUAACUUUCUGUAUUUAUGUGCAACUGAUAGGUUCAGUCCAAAGUUUCCCUGAAAUAUGACUCAUGGCACAAAGAAGUUCUCAGCAAGUUUGGAUCACUGUUGGGUAAUGAGAUGGCAGAAUUCCAUUCCCAAGUUUCAAAAGUAAUUAACAUUUUUAUUAAUUUUUUAUAUGGAUAAAUCAGCAUGAAUUAUAAUCCAUUAAAAUGAAGGAGAAAGGAAUAUAGAAUAUAUGCUUGUAUAUCAACCAUCUGUAAAACAAAUGUGUAUUUAAUUAAGUUAUAUUCACGUGUUUGUGUAACAUGUUGCAGUCUCGAACUGACCUGGAAUCUCAGUCCAUUGACACAGCAAACACAUCUGAAGCUGUUGGCCUCAUCACUCAUGUUCAAUCGCUUAAGCGCAAAGUUAAAUCUUGGGAGAAACAAGUGGAAGUGAGCAAAUCUUGUAUUCAUUCAUAGCUUAUUUAGUUGGUUCUCAUUUGUUACUGAAGUGGCCAGUAUUUGAAAAUAUUAUGUUUCCAUGCUGCAUUUUGCUAUUCUCCAAAACUGAAUAAAAAAAUAAUUUCAAGAACACACAGCAUUUUAAAUGCUUAUACCGUAAACUACAUAAAUUGCUAAGUUGUGAAAGGGAUUAAAAAAAAUUAUACCAGCACAGUUAAAAUUGUUUUUAAGCAACAUAAUAUUUGCUAUUUCUUCAUUAUAGUUAUCCUGAUGUUAUUUUCUAGACAUAUAAAGAAGGCCAGCGCAUCCUUGAGCGUCAGAGAUUCCAAUUUCCAGCUCAAUGGCUUUAUAUUGACAACAUUGAAGGAGAGUGGGGAGCCUUCUCAGACAUCAUGAAGAGAAAAGACUCCUCAAUCCAAACCAGAGUUGCCAGUUUGCAAAUGAAGAUUGCCUCAGAGGAUACCCUCAUAGAAAACAAGACAGGCACACUUUUACAAGAAUGGGAAAAAGAGAAACCUGUUACGGUAGGUAGAUUUAAUGGAUCGUGGUCAAAAUAAUGAAUAAGAAAUGUGGAACUCAGAAAUAUUAGAUUAUUGGCUCCCAAUUUUAUUUUGAGUUACAUAUUGCCUUACUAACGACAGUAUAAUUCUACCAUAAUUAUUUCCUUGAUUUUGGCACUUGUCCUAUUGUCGGAUGGACUUUUACUGACUUUCAUCAGUUAUAGCGUUGCCAUGUCUUAACUUUUUUUUUUUAAACAACAAAAUUUCACCUGUUAGCGCCCCCCCCCCCCCCCCCCCCCCGUACUUUUUAAUGGAAUUUAUGCUACUAAAUAGUUUUUAAAUAAAUUUUUUAAGUGGUCUUAUAUAGCAAGGUGAGCCCAGUCCUAGGCUGGGGUACUGCACUGUAUGAGACCACUAAUAAUAAUAAUCAAUUUUUAAUUUUGUUAUCAGAAUUUAAAAAUUUUAUAGUAUUAUCAAUAUUCUCUAUGUUUAGGGUGAGAUGAGACCUGACAAUGCACUAAAGGCCCUCACCAUAUUUGAGGGCAAAUUUUCUAGGCUGAAAGAAGAAAGAGACAAUGUAGCAAAGGCAAAAGAAGCCCUUGAACUUACUGAACCAGGUAGGCCUUUAAUAUAUUGUUGUGGUCACUCUCUUAAGCCAGGUUUUCCAAAAUGUUAAACACUUUAAACCUAAAACUUUUGACAUUAACUUUCAUAAAGUAUUUGGUUUAUCAUCUGAUAGAAAAUGUACUUUCCAUCCAUACAGUUCUUUUUUAAACAUAUUUUUACAGUACGUUGGGAUGCCCUAGAUCUUCAAUACAUUUUAAGCACAUAUGAAAUACAUAUUUUUGAAAAAGUCAAGAUUCUGAUUUGAUUGAUGCACAAGUUAACUUAUUCUGAACAUAACCACUAUGUCUAAAUAUAUAAGUUUGCAUUAUGCAAAAACAAAAAUAUGACCAUGUUAUGAUGAAAACUUGGGCUAGAGUCUCUGAUUUGAUUGAUGCACAAGUUAACUCAUUCUGAACAUAACCACUAUGUCUAAAUAUAUAGGGUAAGGAUUAUGCAAAAACAAAAAUAUGACCAUGUUAGAGUCUCUGAUUUGAUUGAUGCACAAGUUAACUCAUUCUGAACAUAUCCACUAUGUCUAAAUAUCUAGGGUAAGGAUUAUGCAAAAACAAAAUUAUGACCAUGUUAUGAUGAAAACUUGGGCUAGAGUCUCUGAUUUGAUUGAUGCACAAGUUAACUCAUUCUGAACAUAACCACUGUCUAAAUAUAUAGGGUAAGGAUUAUGCAAAAACAAAAUUCUGACCAUGUUAUGAUGAAAACUUGGGCUAGAGUCUCUGAUUUGAUUGAUGCACAAGUUAACUCAUUCUGAACAUAACCACUAUGUCUAAAUAUAUAGGGUAAGGAUUAUGCAAAAACAAAAAUAUGACCAUGUUAGAGUCUCUGAUUUGAUUGAUGCACAAGUUAACUCAUUCUGAACAUAACCACUGUCUAAAUAUAUAGGGUAAGGAUUAUGCAAAAACAAAAUUCUGACCAUGUUAUGAUGAAAACUUGGGCUAGAGUCUCUGAUUUGAUUGAUGCACAAGUUAACUCAUUCUGAACAUAACCACUAUGUCUAAAUAUAUAGGGUAAGGAUUAUGCAAAAACAAAAAUAUGACCAUGUUAGAGUCUCUGAUUUGAUUGAUGCACAAGUUAACUCAUUCUGAACAUAUCCACUAUGUCUAAAUAUAUACGGUAAGGAUUAUGCAAAAACAAAAAUAUGACCAUGUUAUGAUGAAAACUUGGGCUAGAGUCUCUGAUUUGAUUGAUGCACAAGUUAACUCAUUCUGAACAUAACCACUAUGUCUAAAUAUAUACGGUAAGGAUUAUGCAAAAACAAAAAUAUGACCAUGUUAUGAUGAAAACUUGGGCUAGAGUCUCUGAUUUGAUUGAUGCACAAGUUAACUCAUUCUGAACAUAUCCACUAUGUCUAAAUAUCUAGGGUAAGGAUUAUGCAAAAACAAAAAUAUGACCAUGUUAUGAUGAAAACUUGGGCUAGAGUCUCUGAUUUGAUUGAUGCACAAGUUAACUCAUUCUGAACAUAUCCACUAUGUCUAAAUAUCUAGGAUUGAAUUAAGCAAUAAAUAGUUCUAAACAAUGUCAGAUUAGUUUUUUUUGGUUUUGUCAUGCACUGAACAAAUUUUGGGGGCAUAUCAAAUACUAUAAUUAAUCAAAAUAUAAUUGAAAUUUUUGUUUCUAAAAUUGUAAAGGCUAUGUGAGCCCGAGCCAUGAACGUAUGCAAGUUGGCCUGGAGGAACUCCAAGAUUUGAAGGGAGUCUGGCAGGAGUUGGCUAAGAUUUGGGAACAGAUUGAUGAGCUGAAAGAGAAGCCCUGGCUCUCUGUUGCUCCUCGAAAAGUAAGGCUUACCUCAUAUUUUUUUGUGACCUGAACAUUGACAAUAAUUAAUCAAAUGGUUUUAUUUUUUUAGGUGAUCAAUUUAGAAAAUUAAUUUUAACAGAUUUUAAAAUUGAAAGUCUGUUGUGAUAAUCAGAUUGUCUUAAAUAUGGUAGAUUUAAAACAUUAGUUCAUUUUGCUUUUAUUAAAUUUCACCCCCCACCCACCUAGGGGCUCUUUCCCCCAAAGGUUGUAUCCUGCCAGUGCAAGCCACCAAAAAAAAAAAAAAAAAAAAAAAAUUAAAAAAAAAACAUUAGUUCAUUUUGCUUUUAUUAAAUUUCACCCCCCACCCCCCUAGGGGCUCUUUCCCCCAAAGGUUGUAUCCUGCCAGUGCAAGCCACCAAAAAAAAAAAAAAAAAGAAAUUAAAAAUAAUCUCUCCUCAUAUGUUAUGAUGAAAGCUUGGGCUAGAGUCUCUGAUAUUGGCUGAUGCACAAGUUCAUUUAAUCUGAACAUAAAAACUUUUCUUUCUCAUGACCUCAGUUGUGUUUAUCUUGUCAUUGCUUUGAUUUUCUCUGCUUUUUUAAAAAAAAAAUCACAGAAAAUGUCUGAAAAGUCUUUUUGUUUUAAUCAGUCACUGAAGUUAGGAAUGUCUUUUAUUGCUAAAGGAACCAAUAAUUUAGGUGUUUCUUAAUCUAUAGAGUUUAGAUGAAAGGUCUUUUGUAGUGUUGAAACCUAUAAAAAUGUAUGUUUGCCCAUGAUCAUUCUGGCCAUCAUAUGUUGUUAGAUGAUUUAGUCUCCUACAUUUUAUAGGGAUGAACGUAGAGGUAAGACCUCACUUAAUGAUCUUUUCAUAUUCCAGCUAAGACAGUCCAUUGAUGGACUUCUAAAUGUGAUGAAAGAGCUGCCAGCAAGACUGCGAGCAUACUCUUCAUUUGAAUAUGUCAAAAAACAACUGCAGCAAUAUGCCAAGGUUUGGGACUAUGUAUUUUUUAAAUUUACAAAUUUCAAUAUCCAUUUUAGUAGUCUUCCUAAUUAUAUCAUGUUAAAUUGUGCUGAAUUUUAAAGAGCUGUAUUUUUUACUAAAAUUACUUCAAAUAAAAUUUAGAACUGUGAAAUUCAUUUCUUUUAACAUGUCAUAAAGAACAGAUUGAAGAGAAAACUUUCAUGGCGGUCACUACCAUACUUUUAUUAAGUGUUUUUUUUUUUUAAUUUUCUUAAAUCAUCCUUUAAUAAGAUGGCCUAUAUAUCCUGGUGUAUAUAAAUAUGUAGGUGAAUGUGUUGAUUGUGGAACUAAAGUCUGAAGCUCUGAAAGAGCGACACUGGAAGCAGCUGAUGAAAAGACUUAACGUGAACUGGGUGCUCUCCGAGUUGACACUUGGCAACAUCUGGGACAUUGACUUUGUCAGACAUGAACUCACCAUCAGGGAUGUUAUCAGUGUGGCUCAGGGUGAGAUGGCUCUUGAAGAGUUUUUGAAACAGGUCAGUUUUAUUUAGCGAAACAGCUUUUCUAUUCAAGUUAUAACUGCUAAUAUAUAGAUUAAAAUAAGUUUCAAAUUUAUAUAUAUACACACUGAGACCAAAGUCGUGAAUCCAUUGAUUAUAUAUGUAGCAAAAGUGUAUGCAAGUGUAUACAAAUAUGUAUGUGUGAUGGUUGGCCGAGUGGUUUAAAUUGUCUCACUCCAAAUAGUGGUGGUCUUGAGUUCAAUGCCUUCCAAAGCCAAAAGUCAAGUCCCAGGUGGAUGGGACUCGUUAGCCUUAGAAGGAAACUCAUCUAAGAGAAGGCUAAAUCUGAAUUCAAACCAUGAGCCAAAAUGAUCAAUAAAUUGAUUGUGGGCCCUCAAAUAUAGGGGGGGGGGGGAAUUAAUAUUAAAAUCAUUUACAAAAAUAUAAUAAUUACCAAAUGCUAACAUACAAUAUUUCAUUUUUUUGUUUUUUAUUAUCUCAAUUGAUUAAAUUAUUAAGUUACUUCAAAACUAAUGAAAGUUUUCUCUUUAAUAUUUAUAUAAUUUCAAGUAUUGUUUCAACUUUAUUUUGCUUCAUGAAGUAAUCUUGGGUAAUCUUACCAAGGUUUUAAUCUCCAUAUAAACCAUUUUAGCUAUCAAUUUAGGCAUUCAUUGUAUUUAUGUUCAUAAAUCACUAGGUGAGUGAAGUGUGGCGCAGCUAUGAGCUGGACUUGAUCAACUAUCAGAACAAGUGUCGUCUGAUCCGAGGAUGGGAUGACCUGUUCACCAAAGUCAAAGAGCACAUCAACAGUGUUACUGCAAUGAAACUCUCGCCUUAUUACAAGGUAAGUUUUGGCCGAUUUGGUCUCCUUAAACUGGUAGCCACAUUUUUAAUCUUACGUUUAAGAAACUAUAAGACUGAGUGAUACUAAUUAUGUUACUUAUAUCAUAUUAUAUUAAAAAAUAAAAUCCAAGAUAUAAAAAUUGUAAACAAAAUUGAUGUUACUGGGGGCGAACUUUUGGACUUAUUGCAUCAUUCAUGAAAAUUAUUUGUGGUCUUUAUAGCAAUUUGAAGAGGAUGCACUGUCAUGGGAAGAUAAGCUGAACCGUAUCAAUGCAUUGUUUGAUGUCUGGAUUGAUGUUCAGAGGAGAUGGGUUUACCUUGAAGGUAUUUUCACAGGCAGCGCUGACAUCAAACAUUUACUUCAAGUGGAGACCACACGUUUUCAGGGGUAUGAUUAUUUUAAAGAAUAAAAAAUAUAUAUACUGGUUUUGAUUUCCAAGACACAGAAAGUUUUUUUAAAACUUACUUGUUAUAUAAAUAUUAGAUUAAUAAUAUAUUUUUAAAAAUUCGGGUAGCCUCAAUGUUUUUUUAUUUACAAAUUGGUCUUUCAUAUUUGAUGUUUUUUAAACAAAGAAUAAUAAGGUUUCUGCAAAAGAAAAGUUAACUAAAGGCAUAUUUACCAUUUUUAUAAACGUUUUUAAUAUCUUAUUUAAAUACAUCUUCAGAGUGAGCACUGAAUAUUUGGGCUUGAUGAAGAAAGUAGCAAAGUCCCCACUAGUCAUGGAUGUCUUGAACAUUCCCAAUGUGCAGAGACAAUUAGAGAGACUUGCAGAUCUGCUCAGCAAGAUUCAGAAAGCUCUUGGUGAAUACUUGGAGAGGGAGAGAGCUUCCUUCCCUAGGUCAGUAUUACAUGACAAUAACACGUUAUUUUAGAACAUAUUAGAAAUUAAAUUGUCUUAAUUGGUACAUGCAACAAAAUUUAUGGUUUCUGGGGUUUAAAAAAAAAAAGCUGAAUUGAUGGUAUAGCUAUUUUUUUAUUACUGUUUACUCUUUCAAUAGGAAUGCAAUUAAUAUUAGUGGAAAGACAUUCAAUGAUAUUUUUUUAAUGAAAAAAUUUUCUAUGUGGUAAUAAAAGAUUCAUGAUGAAAACUUGGGCUAGAGUCUCUGACAUGAGUGAUGCACAAGCUUACUUUUUCUGAACUUUUUUAUUCAAGACCCGUCAAAUGUAGAUUUAUGUUAAGUCCAUUCAUAUACACAAAAUAUGUUUUAAAAAUUACUCUUUCACACUAGUGUUACAAUUUUAAAUAUUUAAUGCAAAAUAUCAUGAAUUACAUUUUUAGUCCUGUAUUAUAUUUUUAGAAUGAUUAAAUUACAAUAUUUUAAUUCUUAUUUCCUUUACAUCCUUCUACACCUUAUUAAAUUUGACAUAAUUUUGAUAUUUCAGAUUCUACUUUGUGGGAGAUGAAGACUUGCUGGAAAUCAUUGGCAACAGCAAAAACAUUCCUCGUUUGCAGAAGCACUUCAAGAAAAUGUUUGCUGGUGUUGCUUCCAUCAUACUCAGUGAGGAUGAGUCUCAUGUUAUUGGCUUGACCUCAAAAGAAGGAGAAGAGGUAAGGGCUUUUGUUUUUAAACAAUUAUAAUGGACCAGGAUCAUUAAACUUUACCAAAAAGGUAAAAAAAAAAUUUCCAUUUAUUAGCAAACCAAGUAAUCCAUUUGCAUUUUCUUAUUAAAAUACCUUAGGAAAUAAUAGAUUUGCCAUGAUAAGUUUCUAAACUCUAUUUUUAACAGGUGAUCUAUGCUUCUCCAGUAUCUAUCGCAGCCCACCCUAAGAUCAAUGAAUGGCUGACACUAGUAGAAAAGGAAAUGAGAGUCACCCUUGCCAAACUGCUGGCUAAUGCAGUACAGGACAUGGCAGCUUUCAAAGGAGGAAAAGUUGAACCAUCAAAGUAUCUUGAAUGGGUUGAUAAAUACCAGGUAAUAGUCAUACACUAUAACACUUACAUAUAUGGUUCAACUUUUAAUUUAAAUUGAAGGAAAUAAGUGAACACAACAAAGUCAGCAAGAAGUUUUCUUCAACGAUUGUACAAUUAAUCAAACAAUAAAGUUCAUACUGGAUUUUACUUUAAAAUUUUAUGAUGCAUAUUUUUGUGUAUUUGAUUGAUGAUGUUUAUUAUUUUAAUCUAGGCCCAACUGGUGGUUCUGGCUGCACAAAUCUCAUGGUCAGAAAGCAUGGAGCAAGCUCUACAGACUGCAGCCAACAAAGGAGGUGACAUGGCAGCAGUUAUGGAAGUUUUGGGCACUGUUGAGUCAACACUCAAUGUACUGGCUGACUCUGUGUUACAUGAACAGCCUCCUGUCAGACGCAAGAAACUGGAGAGCCUGGUAAAAAAAUAAUUAUUAAAAUGGUGAAAAAAUUAAACCGCACAUUGAGGAUUUGCUCUACAAAAGUAUAAUAGAUUUACAUACAUUUUUUGUUCAAAUUUUUAAAGGUGCUACAUGUUAAAUUAGUUAUGAAUUUUAUUCCAAAAUAAACUAAUUAAUAAAAAUUAUUUAAAGAUUCUAGACAUUAUUUUAAUUAUUUUAAUAAUAAGAUCUGUUGUUCUGAAUUACUUUCAAAAUAUAAUUACUUAAUAAUUUUCAUAUGAAAUGUCCAUAAUUAAGAAUAAAAUUAUACUUUAUACUUAGAGUUUUGAAAUUAUUGAUUUAUAUUUAACUUUAUGACUGGAAAUAUGAAGCUACAGCUGUAUGCUGUAUGUUGUUUUAUUCAUCAUUGCAUAACCAUUAUCCCGUAAGUACAUGAUUUGUAUCAAUGAUUCCCAUAGAUCACUGAGCUUGUCCACCAGCGUGAUGUGAGCAGAAGCAUGGUGAAAAAUAAAGUUAACAACCCUAAGUCCUUUGACUGGCUGGCACAGAUGAGAUUCUAUUUUGAUCCCAAGAACACAGAUGUCCUCCAACAACUUUCCAUUCAGGUUUGUCAUUCUAAAAUAAAUUUUCAUUUUAUUUUUCAUCUGUUUUGGGUCAUUUGGUUAUUCAAUUUUUAACGACCGUCAUACUUACGGGGUAACUUAAAGGAAAAUAUUUAAUAUUUAAUUCUUGAAUAUACCUAAUUCAAAGUUUUGUGAUAUAUUACAAAUUAUAUACUGUGUAGUUCCAAAGAAAAAUUGCAUUUGAAAUAGUGUGUAAAAAAGAGUCUUCCUAUUUUGCUCCUCAGAUGGCUAAUGCCAAGUUCAAUUAUGGCUUUGAAUAUCUCGGAGUUCAAGACAAACUUGUUCAAACCCCUCUUACAGAUCGCUGUUACUUGACUAUGACACAAGCUCUUGAGGCAAGGCUAGGAGGCUCUCCAUUUGGUAAAGCAUUUAUGUCAAUUAUAACACUGUCAUUGAGUCAAUUUACUUUAUAGAAACUUGGAGUAAAUAGCUUUGAUUUAGUAUUGUAUCUCUUUUAGGGACACCUGUUAAAUAAGACCUGAAAAUUUCACGUAACGCUUAUCCCAAGGCUCCAGUAAAUAAAAUUUAAAACAAUAAUAGAGCUCUAACAAUAAUACAUGAACAAAAAAAAAUUUGAAAGAAAAAGGACAAUGCAACUGUAGAUCAGGGUUUUGUUGUAAAAUAUGUGUGUAUCCACAACUAGUUUUACAUUAAAUGUGUUUCUUUAUUUCCAUAGGUCCUGCUGGAACUGGAAAGACUGAAUCUGUCAAAGCCUUGGGCAAUCAGCUGGGAAGAUUUGUUCUGGUCUUCAACUGUGAUGAAACCUUUGAUUUCCAGGUGAAUAACGCAUCCCACUAAAUAGUUGAAGCCAUUUCAUGCUGUGGUAUAUUUAUGUGCUUCAUACUUUAACAGUAAUUUUCUUAUAAUUUUUUUCCUUUACAAUUGUCCAGGCCAUGGGCCGUAUCUUUGUCGGUCUUUGUCAAGUAGGAGCCUGGGGCUGCUUUGACGAGUUCAAUCGUUUGGAGGAACGCAUGCUUUCUGCUGUCUCACAGCAGAUUCAAACAAUUCAAGAGGCAUUGAAAGAUUUGGCCAGUCCAGACAAGAAGGACAAAGGUAAGACAGGUUGACUUUUAUUUAAUUUGUGAUGUAAACCAGAAAUUUUAAUUUAUGUCAAGUGUUACGUGAAAUGGAGGAUUUUUAAAUAACUCAUUUUUUUACAGGCUACAGACUUUGAUUUUAUGCAAAAUUAAUGCAUUUGGAAUAUUUUUUCCCUUAAAGUGAUGAUUUUAAAUAUUUAUUUUGACAUGAAAGGCUGUUUGAAAUUCAUUUUUAUUUACAGAAAUAAUAAAGCUAAUGUGAUUUUAAUUAUGAAAAUUGGAUUUUUCAAUUGGUCUUAAAUUGAUGUGGGUUUUUUUAUUAAUCUCUAGGAAAUGGCCCUAUCCUAGUAGAGCUUAUCGGCAAGCAAGUCAAAGUCAAUCCAGAUAUGGCUGUCUUUAUCACCAUGAAUCCUGGCUAUGCCGGUCGCUCUAAUCUACCUGACAACUUGAAAAAACUUUUCCGCUCCCUGGCUAUGACAACCCCUGACCGUCAGCUCAUUGCUCAGGUUAUGCUGUACUCUCAGGGCUUUAGACAAGCUGAGAAAUUGGCAAGCAAGAUUGUACCUUUUUUCAAGUUAGUAUCAUAACUAUUAUUUCUAACUAUUUGAUAAUUGCCAUAGAAAAAUGACAAUCUGCAGAACUUACAAAAAGUGAAGUGUAAAAAAAAAAAAUGAAUUUAAAGCAUUUUCAUUUAAAGGUCAUUUGUAUUCAUAAAAUGUAUUUUCAUUUCAAAAUAUUUCUAUCAAACUUGUUUAUAAUUGAAGGUUAUUUUCUACUUAGGAAAAUAUAUUUUCAAUUUCUCCGUUGUGUUACUGAUAAUCCUUAAAUGAAUUUAUUUUCUGAAUUGUGUGAAAAAACAAAUUUAACUGGAAUAUUUCAUUCCAGGCUAUGUGAUGAGCAGCUUUCACCUCAGUCCCACUACGACUUUGGCCUGAGAGCUUUGAAAUCUGUACUGGUCAGUGCUGGUAAUGUAAAGAGAGACAAGAUCCAAUAUGUCAAACAGGGUAUGAUCGAGAGAGGAGAAACAGUGGAUGAAACAACCAUUGCUGAAAAUAUCUCAGAACAAGAGGUAUGACCAUUAUAUUUCUAUAUUUGUGUUGUGUGAUUGUAUAUGCCCAAUAUAAAUGUUUGAAUAAAUAUAUAUAUAUAUAUAUAUAUAUAUAUAUAUAUAUAUAUAUAUAUAUAUAUGUGUGUAUAUAUUUCUAUAUUAAAAUGUUAUUUUUUUAUAUAUAUAUUUAAAUAUAAAUAUAUAUAUAUAUAUAUAUAUAUAUAUAUAUAUAGAUAUAUAUAUAUAUAUAUAUAUAUGUGUGUAUAAGUUUCUAAAUUAAAAUGCUAUUGAAUUAUAUAUUGAUUCAAAUAUACUUGCAGAAAUCAUCCUGUCCGGCUUAUAAUCUUUGGAGGUUCCUAAUUUUAUUUUUCUUAGAUUUUGAUUCAAAGUGUGAUGGAGACAAUGGUGCCCAAACUGGUAGCUGAAGAUAUUCCAUUGUUGCAUAGCCUUUUGAGUGAUGUGUUUCCAGGUGUAGAGUACACUGCUGCAGAAAUGACCGCUUUGCGCAACCAAAUCAGGAAAGUCUGUGAGGAAAUGUACCUUGUUUAUGGAGAAGGUGAUGAAAUGGGAACCAUGUGGGUUGAAAAGGUUAGAAUUUUUUAAAAGCUUAAGCAUAAGAUCACUGCUAGAGAUUUGUAGGGUGUUAAGUGUAAUUUCAAAUGAUUUUGUUUUUUCUAAUCACUCGGCAAAUAAUUUUAAUAAUUUCCAGUUAUUUGAUAAGACAAAAUAAUAACAACGUAUCAAGUCUUUACAAAUAGCAUAUUCCUUAUAGUAAAAAAAUCUAUCAUUAUUUAGCUCACAAAAAAAAAAAAUAUCUAAAGUAAUGCAGCAAUUUGUUUUGUUUCAUAAAAUAACUUAAGGUUCUCCAACUGUAUCAAAUCACCCUCCUACAUCAUGGUCUCAUGAUGGUGGGACCCAGUGGAAGUGGGAAGUCUAUGGCCUGGCAAGUGCUGCUCAAGGCUUUAGAAAGAUUGGAAGGAACAGAAGGAGUGGCUCAUGUCAUUGAUCCUAAGGUACUAGAUUAUAUUAAUUUUUUAAAAAAUAACAUAUUUGUUUUAACUCGUUAAGCUAUGACAAUACAGUACGUUAUUAAUUAUACUACUCUCUCCUCUCUUUAUUUAGUCUCAAUACAGUACGUUAUUAAUUAUACUACUCUCUCCUCUCUUUAUUUAGUCUCAAUACAGUACGUUAUUAAUUAUACUACUCUCUCCUCUCUUUAUUUAGUCUCAAUACAGUACGUUAUUAAUUAUACUACUCUCUCCUCUCUUUAUUUAGUCUCAAUACAGUACGUUAUUAAUUAUACUACUCUCUCCUCUCUUUAUUUAGUCUAUCUCCAAAGAGGCCCUCUAUGGUAAUAUGGACCCCAACACCAGGGAGUGGACUGAUGGUCUCUUCACCCAUGUCUUGAGAAAGUAAGUUAUUUUUCAUACUUAACAUUAAAGUUCUGAUGUUUUCAUGUAAACAUGUGAGUGUACAAAAAUUGAUUUUUUUCAUCAAAAAUAUUUUUAAAAAUAAAGAUUAGGCAAAUCGAAGUAUGUAGUAUAGAUAAUGGUUAACAGAAAUUAUGUAGAAUAAAUUAUGGUAAAUAGAUGUGAUGUAGAAUAGAUAAUGUUAAAAUUUCUAGUUAACUACUCAUGAACUAAUUUUAAAAAGAAAUUUUUUAAAAUAUAUAAACUGUAUAAAGGACAAUUUAUUAAAAGCACAUCCUUCAUCUUAUAACUUUAUUAAUUUUGCUAUUAUUUUCUGCAUUUUUUUUUCAAUACUCAUUAUUUAAUGUCACUCAUGAUAAAUUAUAUAUAAUGCUUUAUUCAAAUUAACUGACAAAAAUUUCAUUGGAAUUCAUCCCAUGAAUUUUUUUAGGAUCAUUGACAAUGUCAGAGGUGAACUUGGUAAACGUCAAUGGAUCAUUUUUGAUGGUGAUGUAGACCCUGAAUGGGUUGAAAACCUUAACUCUGUACUUGAUGACAACAAGCUUUUGACCCUUCCCAAUGGCGAGCGUCUCGGCAUUCCUCCUAAUGUGAGUACAUUUUUAAAAAAAAACAAAGAAUUGAAUUUAUUUCUAUCAUCUUCUAUCAUCUUGUUUAAUAUUUAAGAGAAGAAUUUUUGUAAUUUCUUUAAUACCCAUUCCAGCAAGUCUGUUAUUUUUCUUAUUUGAAAGUCAAUUUUGUAUUUUUGUUUAAUAUUUAAUUUUUGUAAUUUAUUUAAUACCCAUUCCAACAAGUCUGUUAUUUUUUCUUAUUUGAAAGCCAAUUUUGGAUUUUUAAAAUAAUUUAUUAACCAAAGAUUUAUCUACUUUUGUCAUACUUUAACUUAACUGAGACAAAAUGAAAAAUUAAUUAUCUUAAUUUUUUAUUUUAUCAAAAGUGGAUAGAAAAAGGAUAAUUGUUUACAGCUUUCUGUUCUUAUGCAUGUUUCCCAGGUGCGCAUAAUGUUUGAAGUACAAGAUUUGAAGUAUGCCACCCUGGCCACAGUCAGUCGUUGUGGUAUGGUAUGGUUCAGUGAAGAUGUAUUGUCCACUGAGAUGGUGUUUGAGAAUUACCUGCGACAGCUCCGCAGUGUGCCCCUGGAAGAGAGUGAGGAAGAUUAUCGUCACAACAGGGCAGCUGGUGGAGAAGCUAAGGAGGAUGAAGUGUCACCAACUGUGCAGGUUAGUAUUUUAUUCCUAUUUUUAUUUUUGUUUUGUUGGUAAAUCUUAUAAAAUUAAAUGUCAUUGUAAAAUAUUUUUUUUUCAACAUAAUUCUGAUUAUAUCAAGUUGUCACAAAAUUUAAAAAGUGAAUCUUAACUGAUAUUAUCUAUAAUUUAUAAUUGCAUAUGUUGUCUUAACAGAUCCAGCGUGAUGUUAUGAACAUCCUUUCACCCUACUUCUCACUUGGUGGGCUUGUUAACCGUUGCCUGGAACAUGCAGAGACACUAGACCACAUCAUGGACUUCACUAGAUUGAGGGCUCUUACUUCCCUUUUCUCAAUGCUCAACCAAGGCAUAAGAAACAUACUUAACUACAACCACUCACAUGAUUUUGCCAUGCAAGUAAGGAUUCAACAUUUAAAAAAAUAUUGCUAGGCUAUUGUGAAAGAUGUUGAUUCAUCAAGAAAAGAUAAAUGGGUUAUUGCUGGUAAUUUUUGUCUCUAGAAUCCAUGAAACUAAAAAUAACCUUGUUUCAAUUUGUAAUCCAUUUUUUAAGUUGAAUAAAAGUUAAAAUCUUUUAAUGAUUUAUGGAGAUACAUUUUACUGCAUAAUUAGUUUCAUGCAGAUUUUAAGGUUAUGUAAAGAGUAUAACAAAAAAAGCUGAAGUUAAAAUUAAUACUUUCGUUCUCACAUAUCUAGCAAGACCAGAUUGAACGUUACAUGACCAAAUACCUGGUGUACAGUUUGCUUUGGUCAAUGUCGGGAGACAGUCGAAUCAAGGUUCGCCAGGAGCUGGGUGACUUCAUCAGAAGCAUUACCACUAUCCCUCUCCCUCCACAAACCAAUGUUGCCAUCAUUGACUUUGAAGUAUGUUAAUUUUUUAAAAAUUAUUUUUUUGAAAUGUGACCUUUUAGUGGGGAAAAAACUUUUGAUAUUAUUUUCAAAUUUGAUCAGUUAAAAGUGUAGCGUAGAACUUCAAUUGCUUUAUUAUCUGUAAAAAUUUCUUUGGGCAUCCAUUUUGUCAAGUAAAUGUUUAGAAAUUCAACCUUAAAAUAUCUCUAAUAACUACAAGGUUUACUUAUGCUUUGAUAUAUAAAUAUUCUCAUUAGUUACCUUUAACAUAUUACUGAGUGCCUUAUUAUUUACUGCUAUCAGGUUGCCACUUCUGGUGAAUGGGUUGCCUGGCAAACCAAAGUUCCACAAGUGGAAGUUGAGACCCACAAAGUUGCAGCCCCAGAUGUUGUCAUCCCAACUAUUGACACUGUCCGCCACGAGAGUCUGCUGUACACCUGGCUGGCAGAGCACAAACCCCUUGUCUUGUGUGGUCCACCAGGCUCUGGCAAGACUAUGACAUUAUUCAGUGCUCUUAGAGCCCUGCCUGACAUGGAGGUAAAAUACAACUGCUUUUCAGUAAUACUGAUAAGUUAAGAUAAAAAUGUAAUUUACCCCCAUGCCCCAAAGCAUACACCAGAAUAAUGCAUAUUCAGAAAGGAAGUUUAUUUUUCUAAAUAAUAUUAUGAAGUAAAAAAGUAAAUUCUAUUAUAUAUUAAUUUUCCUCUGCUGGUUACAGUAAGUGAAAUAAACCCCAAAAAAUUUAAACAUGCAACAUUCACUUUUUAAAAUGUCUAUUUCCUCAUGGAUUGCACCUCAACAGGUGGUAGGCUUGAACUUUUCCAGUGCAACCACUCCUGAGCUUUUAUUGAAGACUUUUGACCAUUACUGUGAAUUCCGAAGGACACCCAAUGGGCUUGUGUUGUCCCCCAUUCAGCUCAACAAGUGGCUGGUCUUGUUCUGUGAUGAGAUCAAUCUGCCAGACAUGGACAAAUAUGGUAAGUCAAAUGAGAAAAAUACAUUAUUUCAAUUAUAUGAUCAUUGGUCAUGAAAUAGCAAAGCUUAACAGCAUUUUAAUAUACAAAUUGGGAUCUAAAUAAAGACUAUAUUCCUUAAAAUAUUGUAUUGUUUUGUAAUAACUUAAUCAAUUAAGGUCAAUUUGAGAGAAGAAAAAUAAAGUUGGGUAAAAAUACACAUUUUUUUGGGGGCUAAUGAACACAUAAUGAACCCUAUGCUGGGGUACUGCGAUAUAUAAAACCAUCUAAUAAUAAUUCAGUAUCCUAUAUUCUUGAAAGGAAGACAUAAUUAUAUUAUCUAUGCUUCAAUCAGGCACCCAGAGAGUCAUCUCCUUCCUGCGUCAGAUGGUGGAACAUGGUGGCUUUUACCGUACUUCAGACCAGACUUGGGUUAAGUUUGAGCGCAUCCAGUUUGUUGGUGCUUGUAACCCACCGACUGACCCUGGAAGAAAACCUCUGUCAUACAGGUAAAUCUCAACAUAAACAGUUAAGAAAGAAACACAUAUUUUCAAAGGGAAAUUUGAAUAGUGGUUAAGUAAGAGUUACUAUAAAAUGUGUCUCACACUUGACAACACCAAGGCUUUAACCUGCGAAGUUCCUUAAAUUGCAAUGGAGUUGGAUUGUAUGUAAUAGUUGUUACGCACUGACUUGUAUUGGGAGAAAUUAAUCUCCUAUUUUAAUUUUAAUUGGCUCCUUGUAAUCAGUGCCUAACAAAGGACGAUACCACAGAAUCAACAAUAUUAAAGAUACGACCCAAAACAGUUUCUAGUUACAAUUAAUAAGAUUUAUUAUGUCUAAAGAUAAUUACAAAAUAAAAAUAAAAUAAAAUUACAAUCUUCAACUUACAGUAUGGUGGAUCUCGUACCGGUACACAGUUAAUACAAUUAGAAAUAAUGAUGCCAAUAAAUAAUACGAAAUAAACACAUAUAAGUAGGAGCACACAAAUACACAAAGAAUAAAACACGCCUCGUAAUGUUAAGAGAAUCUAUCNGGAACAGAUUAAUUAUUUUUAUUCGUUGGCGGCGUAAACAAGAAAUACAUCAAAGACCUAAGCCACACCCCUUUGUGAACACAGCGUCUCAUGCGGGGUCAAUCAGAGGGCACGUACGAGAAAUAUUGUGUAAACAAGCUCUCUAUAACAUAGUAAUUAGAAAUGAAACCAAACAAAAAGUUGAUAUGGUUUUAUUAAUAUUUUUAGAACAUAAACAGGUGCACACUAAUUUAGUGUUAUCAUUUAUCCUGAAAUGUUAAUCAAAAGUUAUCUGUAUCAUAGACUUUAUUGGGUAGUGCAAAAAAAAAAAAAAAAAGAUCUUUGAAGUAAAAAAAACCAACAAAAACAGUUAUUUACAAUUUAUCAAACAUACUUUUAUGAAAUCCAUUUUCCUCCAUUUUAACACUAUGUUCAUAUAUUCGUGUUUGCUGUUCAUUACACUUUCUGAUCAUUUGAGGCCAUUACUCCAACGUUCAUAAAAUGAACUUGAUCACAAAGUCUCAAGAAGAUAAAUGUUUAUAAAAAAAAUAAACAUGGCUUUAAAACAUCUUGGUUUUUUUUUUUUCAUUUUUUAAAAUUUCUGUUUGAAUUAACAAAAUGUGUAUCUCUUUCCCCAGAUUUUUGCGUCAUGUUCCAGUUGUGUAUGUGGACUAUCCAGGUGAACUGUCACUGAAGCAGAUUUAUGGCACAUUCAACAGAGCUAUGCUUCGACUUGUUCCCAGCCUGAAACCUUAUGCAGAUCCUCUAACCAAUGCCAUGGUAGAGUUCUACAUCAUGUCUCAGGUAUUAUACUUUAAAUAUACUGUGUGUUCUUACAUGCCAGAAACUCAUGCACACUAAAAAUUAAAAUCUUGCUUAGUAUUAUUCCCCUGGAAAGAGCUUGAUGACUCAAAAAUUUUAGAGGAUGGAACAAGUGUUUUAUGAAAGAGCAAUAAUAGUACAUCUGACAACGAAAAUGGUAAAACGGUAGCUUGUUUAUGAUCGCAAUCAAUUAUCCUUAAUUUAUAUUUUCCAAGCAGUUUAUCAUAAUUAUUAUAUUGAGUGUUGUAAAUGUUAUACAGAUUGAGAUUUAUUUUUAGAGCGACUCAUCUCUAAAGACUGAAAAUGAAUUAAAAUAGUGAAUUUUAACGACUGCAAAUUUCAAAUUUUUUUUUUUUAACAGGAACGCUUCACCCAAGACAUGCAGCCUCAUUACAUAUACAGCCCUCGUGAGAUGACAAGAUGGGUAAGAGGUAUCUGUGAGGCUUUAAGGCCUCUAGAGAGUCUAAACCUUGAGGGACUUGUACGUAUUUGGGCCCAUGAGGCUUUGAGGCUGUUCCAGGAUCGAUUGAUUGAAGAUGAAGAGCGACGCUGGACUGAUGAGAAUGUUGAUGCCACAGCUCUUAAACAUUUCCCCAAUAUCAACCGCCAGGAAGCCCUGGGAAGACCAAUACUCUACAGCAAGUGGCUGUCCAAAGACUACAUGCCUGUUGACAGAGAGGAGCUGAGAGAACACACCAAAGCGAGGCUCAAAGUAAGCAAUUGCUUAUGUUAAUUAAGUAGUUGAUUUAACGAUGAAAUACAAAAUAAUUCAAUAUUCUCUAAGCUCUUUUUCUUCUUAGAUUCUCUAAGCUCUUUUUAUUCUUAGAAAUUAAUUUUAUUAUUUUGUGGUCAGCCUCCGAAAUUGGCUGAUAUUUUUGGUUUGUGCUGUGGCGGCCAGAAAAAAUGGCAGAUAAUAAACACGGUUCGAUAGCAACUUCCAAUCCAAUAUUUAACAGAAAUCAAAGCCACUUCCUUUUAUUAAUAAUUAAAUCAACUUCCGGGUCAAGCUGUUUCUUGAUAACCUAAUUAUAAGUACUUUUUAAUCGGAAUUUUUUAUCGCUGUUUUUUUUUUAAAGCUAAAAUGGCGGAUGCUGUGACCCGGGCCUUCAGUGCGAGAACUAAUAUAAAUAUUUUUAAAGCUUUUUAGGAGAGGAUUUAAGUGAUACUGAUGAUGAUUUUAACAUUCCCCAUGACAUCUCACUUCAGAUUCUUCUUUUCGUGAAUCUGAUACUAGUCUUAGUGAUACUGCAGUUGUCCUACUGAGGCUACUGUUAGACUUCGAGCCAGGCUUGGAGGUUGGGCAAGGACUGACUGAAUUUUAGUCACAGAAGCUACAGAUUAUAGAUCAGAUCUAAUAGUUCUAUAGUUUUAUAGUUAUACCAACCCAAAUCAGUUCCACAGUUCCUUUUUAAAUAUUUACUAGUCAAUAAUAACUAUUUUGCCCGAGAUACUGUAUUUUGUACUUGGUUUUAGCUGUGGUUCCAGUUUCUUACAUAAAUGACUUAAAAUUACUAAAAUUGCUUUCAGAGGUUUAAUUGUACUCAAAACCUUAGCAAACUAUACAUUUUCUGAAAAAUGAAUUAAUUGACUAUAACAUUUAGAUUAGUGUUGGAAGUGUAUCUGUAAAAUUAAUGAUGUUAUGAGCAUUUGAAAGCAAGAAAUUUUGUCGAUUUUUAUUUUCUUGAGCAUUCCAAGGUCAAGUACACUGAGCAAAAAAAAAUUUACGGGGUUGGCAAUAUAGCCAACUUAAUCCCCAUCCAUUUUCCUUUCUAAAAAUAUAUAAUUAUUUGAGUUUUGUAUCAAUAUUUCUAUGUCAUGUAAUGCAAUUUCAAAAAGCUCUGAAAAGCUCCACACCACAGAAUGAUGCAUGCCACAGUUCGAGGGUUUAAGUUUUCAACUUUUCAGUGAAGAAUGUAUUGUGUUAUGAUUAAAUUAGUAGUUUACAAAAAAGUAGAAACACCUUCCAUUAAUAUAUAUGUAUGGUUCAACUAGGUGUUCUAUGAAGAAGAACUGGAUGUUCCAUUGGUCCUGUUUGAUGAAGUCUUGGAUCAUGUGCUGAGAAUUGACAGAAUCUUCAGACAGCCACAAGGUCAUCUGCUGCUAAUUGGUGUCAGCGGCUCUGGAAAGACAACUCUAUCUCGCUUUGUGGCCUGGAUGAAUGCCCUUAGUGUGGUACAGAUAAAAGUUCACAACAAGUACUCAGCAAAUGAUUUUGAUGAAGACCUGCGUUCUGUUCUGAGGAGAGCCGGCUGCAAGGUUGGAACCACUUUAGUUUUGAUUAAAUCAAUGUGUCGUACAGAAAGUUAUUAAAAUAAUAUUACUGCUAAGGUUGCACCACUAACUUGACUAUCAUUUAGACACGUGCAUUUGAUUUCCACCAUUAAUAUGAAUUUUAUUUUGUAUGGCUUUUCAAUUUUAUUUUUAUUCUUGUAUUUUCAAGAACUUUUGCUCCAAAUGCUACAGUUUUGAAAAAAAUUGAAGAGAAUUGUUAUAACCAUCUCCAUGUGCCCCAAACUAAGAGUGUGCUGAAAAAUACUAACAAAUUUUUGCUUCUUGUCUCAGAGUGAAAAGAUUUGUUUCAUCAUGGAUGAAUCCAAUGUGCUGGACUCAAGCUUCCUGGAGAGGAUGAACACGCUGCUUGCCAAUGGUGAAGUCCCUGGUCUUUUUGAAGGAGAUGAGUACACCACACUGAUGACCCAGUGCAAAGAAGGAGCCAUCAGAGAGGGACUUAUGCUUGACUCAGCUGAAGAGCUGUACAAAUGGUUUACAUCACAGGUAAUUGUGUGCCUAUGGCUCCACCUCAUAAUGUAUCACAAGCUUCGCUUUACUAACAUCUGUUUACAAUAUAUUAAUUGAUAAUUUUUGUGUGAAUUAAAAGACAUCAGCUUUUGGGUUAAAAUAUAUCAUUUUAAAAAAUUUGAAAAAUUGCUAAUUUAUCCCAUACACUAUUCACAAAUUCUGACAGUGAUUACAUUUGUUAAAAGUUAAGUACUCCACUUAACUAUUUAGGCAAUUCACUAAACUAUUUAGGCAAUUCACUAAAUUAUUUAGGCAAUUGAAAAUCUGAUAUUUUAAAAACCAACUAUCUUGUGCACAGGUUAUAAGAAAUCUCCAUGUUGUUUUCACCAUGAACCCAUCAUCAGAAGGCCUCAAGGACAGGGCAGCCACAUCACCUGCAUUGUUCAAUAGGUAAAUAGAUAAAACGGCUAAUUAAGUCAUGAUAAUUUAUAAGUAAACUUUCUAAGUUCAAAAUAAGCCCAAGACACAUUUUGAUAUAUGUUAAGCUGAUACACAGAACAAAGUCUUCUUUGCAAACAAAUUCUCAUAAUGUUAAUGCCAGGCUGUUCACAAUCACCUAAACAAACAGAGGUUUUGUAUUUUCUUUAAAACUUAAUUUGAUCGUGUAACCAAGUCUCGGCCUGUUCAAUGCCUAGAUAAUGGUAAGGUUUAGAGUUUUACUCAAGUUUCCUACUUGUUAACAUUCUUUCUUUUGCAAGGUGUGUUCUUAACUGGUUUGGAGACUGGUCUAAUGGUGCCUUGUUCCAGGUGGGCAAGGAGUUCACAAAUAAGAUGGACUUGGAGAAAGGAUCUGUAAGUUGAUUAGUCAUUUGUUCUGGCUAAAAUUGUUCAUACACCAUCAAAAUGUCCCAGACUGCCUAGAUGAAAAUUAAGUUAAAGAGUGUUGGUUAUGUUUUAUGUGAAAUAACUCCUGUGUUUUAAGGUGAGCUCAAUUAUUAAAAAUCAUUUGUUUUCAGUAUACAGCCCCUGACAUUUUCCCUGCUGCAUAUGAAAAAUUGAAACCAACACCAUCCCACAGGGAGGCAGUCAUAGACAGCUUUGUCUAUGUUCAUCAGUCCUUACACCAAGCAAACAGUAAGGUUGCUCGCAGAAGUGGCCGUGUUAUGGCUAUCACUCCAAGACACUACCUGGAUUUCAUCAACCACUUUGUAAGUGAUAUCUUUCUGAGUAUAUAUAUUUUAACUAUUCUAUCAAAUUUUCUUUUCCUAAAAAUCUCUUGCAUAGUCACAUUGGAAUAGCUAGAGCGUGUGAAGACAUGAGCGGUCUGGAGUACCUAGAGAUUUUUAAGCUAGAGGCAGUCCUUGAAGUAUCAUUAUGGCAUUAAAUAGUUUCAACUGAGCUGUUCCAUUUUAUAAUUUAAUUUUAUGCAUUCAUUAUAUCUUGUCUUUCUUCCAGGCCAAACUGUACAAUGAGAAAAGGUCUGACCUUGAAGAACAACAACUUCACUUGAAUGUUGGCCUUCAGAAGAUCCAUGAAACUGUUGAACAAGUUGAAGAGCUGCAAAAAUCUUUAUCAAUUAAAAGAAUUGAGCUCGAGGAGAAGAACAAUGCUGCUAAUGCCAAGCUCAAACAGAUGGUCAGUGACAAGGGCAAUGCUCCAUGCAGAUUUCAUUUAAAAAUUUGAAUUGGCAAUUCGUUUUUCUAUCACUAUAUUUCUAAUAAUGUGAUUAUUCAUUGUGAUGCUUACCGGCUAGAUGAAAAUAGGAAACACCUUGAAUUUACAUGUUUUAAUUUAUUUACAUUGAGAUACAACUAAUGAUAUUUACACAUGAGUAAAAUGACUUUUCAUUUAUAUAAAUGAUACAUUUUUUUAAAAGAAAUUUUGUCUAUAAAAAUUUGUUCAACCCAAUAGGAUAUUUUUUUGAACUGAUACAAUAAUAUACUUAUAUAUCCAAGCUAUUCUCAAUUAUCUUACAUUUUAAAAAAUUUAGGUCAAAGACCAACAAGAGGCUGAACGCAAGAAAGUAACCUCUCAAGAAAUUCAACAAGCUUUGAAGGACCAGACCAAAGUCAUCUCAGAGAAACAGAGCAGUGUUCGGGCAGAUCUAGAGCAGGUGGAACCAGCUGUCAUAGAGGCACAAAAUGGUAAGUGCUAUUCUAGUCUUGAGUUGUUUUAGUGCACACACAGUAUAGUUUUAAAAAACAAUAAAUAUAUUGAUUAUAUCCUAAGUUAAUCAAAAGCUUAAUAUAUUAUUUAAAUGUAAUAUAAAAAAAUUGUAUAAAUGCAAUUAAAACUAUUUUUAAAUACCACAAUUAUGACCUCUGAGAAGUUUUAUCAAUUUCAUUGCUAUGUUCAAAUCACAGACUAUUUAUUUCCAUGUUUUUAUUCACACAAUUCAUUUUGAGCCUUUCAAAAAUCUCCAAAGCUGAUCUCCCAACCUUUAAAAGAUGUCUCCUUGCUUUCUUAAUCCCACCUCCAACCUGAAUACCUACGAUGAGAAAUAUUUUUUAAAUUGCUUUUGCUUUAAAGCAGGGGUCUCAAACCACCUUCUUGAAGGCAUGAGGAUUAUUUUGAUGUUUUACCUGUCACAAAACAAAGUUAGACAUUAUUAAGCAAACAUCUAGUAACCAUAAACUUUUUUAAUAAUGCUACAUUAUGAGACUUUAAGUGGCUUUGGUUUCAUAAAAGUGUACAAUAUUUUUAGUGUUCAGUUUUCACAUAUUUAACUUACAUAUUCAAUGUAUUGAAACAGCUAUGCACAACAGAAGUUAAUUUUGAAAUCAUGAUUUGAUGAAAAUUUAAAUGCUUUGCCAAAUGAAUGUCUUGAUCAAAAAGACAUUCUUGUUCAGUAAAUGUUUGUCUCAAAAUAGAAACUUAAAGAACUUUUGAACUCAGUUAAUGUCCAUGUUAAUGUUUUUUUUUUAAACACUCACUUGAUCAUUCAUUCAGUCACUUCUAUCUAAUUAUUUUGUUUGAGACUCCUGCCUUUAAAUAGAAAAGUAAAAAAAACAGCUUUAGGGAGAUAAGCUUUUUAAAGCUGCAUUGUUCCUUCUCAUAGAGUACAAAGUAAACGUUGAUGUCACUUGAGAAGUGCUUAUUUGUUUUACAGCUUUCCAUGUGAUGCAUGUUUCUUUAAAUAUUUAAAUGCAAUUCAACUUUAUAAUUGAAAGGAAAACAAAAAUUAAUAAAAAUCUUUAUAAAAUAAAAUAUUAUUAGCAAUUUAAUAUUCACUCAGUAACUAAUUACAAUUCAUCUUAACUGCAGACUCCCAUGACUCGUCUCAUUUUUAUUAGUGAUUUACCUAAUUGUACACCAAACUUCCAAGGUGGUCUCCCCUUAAAGCCUUCACUAAAAUUAACACUGAAUCACAUAUAAAUUAUAAUUAGGAUUGCAUGAUUCAUUUACUUGUUGGAAUUACGUACCUUAUUAUUUUGCAUGCAAUUAAAAAAAAUUAUUUUCAGCUGCAGUAUUAAUAAAUCUCUGAUUGAUCAUGAUAGCUUUCCAUUGAUUGGUUGAAAUAAUCUUAGCUGUCAUCCCAUCGCUUAGUGCAUUAAUAGUAACAUUAAUAUAGAAAAAAUGAAAAUAUAUUGAAAAAACCUUUAUAAAUCUUUGAGUUAAAAAAUGUAUUUCAUCUAAUACUGUGCUUCUAUGAAGAGAAGUAAAAUACAAUAACUCUUGUACGAUUUGUACACUUGGUGUAUAGUGAUCUGAGGACCUUGAAACUAAAAAAAAUCAGAAUUUUUCAAAGCACGUGUUAAAUGAAAUUUAAAACAAACCCUUGAAUUUUAAGUCAGUAAGUGGCCCAUCAGAUAACAUUUUCUAAAGCUUUUUCUGGUGCCAAAAAGGGUUUUUAUUUUCAUUCGCUUCACCCUGUUCGCUUUUGUCAUUUUGUUCAUGUUAGCUGUCAAGUCUAUCAAGAAGCAGCAUUUGGUUGAGGUUCGAACCUUAAACAAUCCACCUGGUGCUGUGAAGCUUGCUGUGGAAUCCAUCUGUGUCUUGCUCGGAGAGUCAGAUUUAGACUGGAAGGCCCUCAGAGGCAUCAUCAUGAGAGAAAACUUUAUCUCCACCAUUGUCAAUUUCAAGACUGAUGAUAUUACGUAAGUGAAAAAACCAGGUCAGCGUCGUGGAACGCGCUCCACUUAUUUGAUAGAUUGAUGCCAACCAGCAGACGAUCCAGCAGAAACCAAAUGUUGGCAUCACCCCUCACAAGUGUUGGUCAUUUUGAAGUGAUGAUGCGUGUUCAUGUGCACACUGUUGAAGUGAUCCAUGCUCAUAAUUGUUUUUAAGAGGAGCUUGAAGAUGCUUUCUUGCAUGUUGGGGCAUUGUUUGUAAAUAAACUAUAAAUGUGUGAUCAUGAGCAUCCUAGGUGUGAUCUUGGUACAAACACGUAAGUAGUGGGAUAAAAUGUUGGUGGAUUGUUAGCCUUGUUAGCACAUCUUUGCAAUGAGUAUGGUCAGCCGAUGACCUGGAACCCAACUAUUGGAUGUUUCAAACUCGACUCAUUUGAAUGAGUCGGCAUGUUCUCUGUUCAUCAUUUGCUCAUUUAAUGUUCAUGAGAUGCUUCUAAUGGAAAACUGUUUUCCUUUCUUUGUUUUCUCAUGUUAGUGAAUGCAUUCAUAUUUCUGCCUGCAAUGUGAUCAAGCUAAAGCAUGCAUGGAUCGCCAUAAAUUAAAUGGUGGACCUCUGCGCUUUCAUUGUUGAAUGGUCCCAGCUAAUCGUUUUGUAGAAAAAAAUAGCUAUACAUUGAUCACUGCAGAGUUUUCAUUAGUUAUUAGUUCUUAAUAUCUUAAAAUGCAUGAUGGAUCUAGUAGCAUUCCAUAAUCCUAAGUUGAGUUAUAAAUUUGUUUAUUGUGUGAACUAAGAUCUGUUGUGUAGGCUUCUAAAGAGGUAUCCUCUAAUUCUUUUUUGUUUUACUCCAUAUUCAUCCUGCAUUACUUGUAUAAUAGCAUUAAACUCUGAUGGGCUUUUCUAUGGCUUAAAUGAAAUGUUGAUUCUCAUUGCCUGCUGUUGUAUGCAUCAUCUGUAUGUCAAUUGCUCACAAGUCUCUGGUGGUAUGUUUCAAUCCUAAUCCAUUAUGAAUCCCUUGCUUGCCGCUGUUGGAUAUGUGUGCCACUCACAGCCGUGAAGGGUAUCAAGAAGAAAGACCUAGUGGAGAUCAGGUCCAUGGGUAACCCACCGCCAGUGGUCAAGCAGGCCUUAGAGGCCAUCUGUUUGCUACUGGGCGAGAGUGCCACCGACUGGAAGGUCAUUCGCCAGAUUAUUAUCAAGGACAGUUUCAUCUCCUGUAUUGUAAACAUGAAGACUGAUGACAUUUCGUAAGUUGUUAAAGUCUGUUCUCAUUGUAACUUCUGUGUCUUAUCAGUAAUUGGCCACUGGUAAAGUAACCAAGAAAAGAAUACAUGCUCUUCAAUAUUGUUAAAAUGUGCAGUCUAAAAUCACUCAAAUUUAAGUAUAACAAUACUCAUUCAAUAAGUUGAGAAGAAAAAUAGAAAAUGAAUAUUUUCCUGCAUAGGUUAAUAGGAUAAGAGAACUAGUUGUGUAUGACUUUCAGUAACAAAUAGAUUGGCUAAGGCAUGGAAAUGUCAUUAACAAGGCUUCUCUAUAUCAAUAGUGCAUGAAAAUCAACAAAAUAUUUUCUUUUUUUUCUGAUUGCUUUUGCAUCAAUUUCUGUCACUGAUUUGAGAUUGUUGGAGCAGGGAGGUAUAAAAUAUGAGCAGGGAGGUAUAAAAUAUGAACAGGCCAUACUAUUGUAAACCCUUUUUAUUCUCAUACUUAUUCUAUUUUUUAAAGUUUAUAUUUCAAAGUAUUUAAAAAAAUGGGUAAAGAAUAAUUUGGUCAGACCCAAAUGUGUUAAUGUUGUUUUUAAGCCUCAAGGCUAAGAGCUGAGUUGUAGUACUUGGUAGUUAUUUACUAUUUAGAAGAGGAAAAGGUUUUGUCAUAAAAAUGAUAAUUCAAUUUUCAAAGAAACUGACAUCAACCUUUCCAUUUUUUUUUUUUAUCCGUAAUAUAAGAUAGAAAAGAGUUAAUUGCUGGCCCUUGUUUAGAUAUAUGGGUGGAAAUUUUUAGACCAGUAUUUUCACUGAAAGAGGAGUUGGACUUGAAGGUAAGUUAAUAUUGUCCCUAUUCAUGUCAUUGAGUCGGAUGGCAACUGGUCUCCACAGCCAAGUGAGUGUUGGAAAUUCAUUAAAUUGUUUUGUUUUUGUAUUUUUUAUAACCUCAGUAUUAUGGCUUAAUCAGUUUCAGACAUAUAGACAUUAAUAGUUCACUGCGGGAAAUAAAAUUUUUUUAGCUUUAAUUUUCUGAGUGAGUUUAUUUUUCUUCUGAAGAAUAGCAACUUGGACCAUAGUGCCUAAAGAUAAACAAUUUCUUGUGUAGGGUUCAAAGGGAAAUAUUUUUUCAAGUCUUUAUGUAUUGAAAAUAAAAUAACACUUACGCCCACCAAGUUCGACUACGUAAUUAACUAAUCUAAGGUAUAUUUGAGAGUGAAUGAAUGAAGAUAUAAAAGUGCAAAUACUACAAGGUUUAAAGUUUUCUUAGCUUUUUCCCCCAUGCGCCUACAUUUCUGUUAUUGAACUUUUUUCAAAACAAUCGUUUUUAAAAUGUUUAACCCUGGUUUGAUUCUCCCUUUUAUUUUGAGAUUUUGAACUCCCCAACCCUCUUUUUGUUUCCUAUUCUUUUUCUGAACUUUGCUGCAUGAGACUGAUUUCAAGCUUGCAAUAAACCUGUUUGCUUCAUUGAAACCUCUGGUGGCAACCAAAAUUUCAGUGCUUUGAUCCAGAUCCAAUAGUUCACCCAAUUUAACCACAUAAAUCAGCCAGUGGUGUAACAAAGACGUUUGGCUCUGGGAAGGGAACCAUCAUCCAUGGACUGUAGAUCCCUCCCAUAAAAUGUCCUAUAUAGGGCCCUGACAAUGGGGCCUGCUGCUGUCAGUUACACCGCUGGCGUAUCAAUAGAUCAGCACUUUGAUUUGAUGUACAAACAUGCUGUCAUGGUCACUCACCAAGUCCGUGCCACUCACAGCUGUACAGGGCAUCAAGAAGAAAGAUUUGGUAGAAAUCAAGUCCAUGGGUAACCCCCCUCCAGCGGUCAAGUUAGCCCUUGAGGCUAUCUGUUUGCUCCUGGGCGAGAGUGCCACCGACUGGAAGGUCAUUCGCCAGAUUAUUAUCAAGGACAGUUUCAUCUCCUCUAUUGUAAACAUGAAGACUGAUGACAUUUCGUAAGUUAAGACAGAUUACCUUACAGAACCCCUUAAUCGCUUAUAGUUACAUCAACAAAUUGUAGAUUUAAAAAGAAAAUUUGGAGAUUGAUCAUUUAAAAUAAUUAUUAUAUGUGAUUGAAUGUAAUAUUCAUCUGCAACAAACUGUUGUUUUUUUUCUAUUUGAAUAUCUGGAGCAUUGUAUCAUUACAGCCUGGGUACAUUCUUUAGACUGUUCGGAAAUCUACCGGAUCUUUUUUUUAAAUUUUAUAUGAUGAAUUUAAGAUGAGCUGGUUUCAAAAUUUGCUCCCAGUAUAUAGAAACGAAGAAAAAAACAAAAAUUUGGGUUUGGAAUGGAGGAGGUGGUGGGGUUAUGAAUAAGUAAAAAUGAAAAAAAUUUAUGUUGUGGAGUUUUCAUAGGUAAAUUUAAAACACGGAUCUUUAAAUUAAAUUAAACUUGUUCACACAUAUGGUACAUAUGUAUAUAAAUUGCAGACCGGCCUUAAGUACUGAGAGGUUUUUGUGUUGUCCUGAUAGUUUUUUUUUUAUAAAUGUUUUGUUCAUGUUGUUUAUGCCUAUGUCCUGUGGAUACAAUUGCAAUUUAAAAAGGUAUGAUAAUGAUAUUAGUAGUAUUGAAACCACUGACUGAUGUCAGAGUGAAAUUGUUUUUAUUUAUUUUUUAAAGUUAAAGAAAUCAUUUUAGUUAUUUAUAAAUUAUUCCAUUAAAUUUGAAUGGUCAAGCAGUUACACAAAUCUGUUUAUUGGCAGGCAGGCCCUGUUCACACAAUACAUAACUUGUAACACAUAAGAAUUUAAAAAAUUUAAGGAUAAUUUAAAUUAACGCUUGUCCUUAAGGAUGAGAAUGUGUUUUUACUGAAAGUCUUAUUUGUUUGUUUCUAUUUUAGUGAUGAGAUCCGCCAGAAGAUGAAGAGCAAAUACAUGAACAACCCAGAGUACAACUAUGAGAAGGUCAACAGGGCCAGUUUGGCCUGUGGUCCCAUGGUUAAGUGGGCUAUUGCUCAGGUAUGGUUAGAAUUUUUCUAUUCAAUGUUAGUUUGUCUCUUUCUUCCCCCCCUAUGGCUUGUACUACUAGUUAAUAGGAUUAGUAUGACAGAGGCAUACACUUAUCCUAGUGACACUAAAAUUUGUGUAAAUGUGUUUUGUACUAAUGUCAUGAUUAUGUCUCUUUUGAUAAUAUUUUUAUGUACAGCACGGUGAGCCCAGCCCUAGGCUGGGGUACCGCGCUAUAAAAGACCACUUAUUAUUAUUAUUAUUAAUGACAUGCAAUUGUAUUAAUUUCCAUAAUUAAGAACUUUUUUUUUUUUAGUAAUCUAAAAAAAAGUAUCAUACAUAUUCUGAACUGAGACUUACUUUGAAAAUGGUGUGUGGUCUCUAGAUUCAAUAUGCUGACAUGUUAAAGAGAAUUGAACCAUUGAGGAAUGAACUGACUGAGCUGGAGAACCAAGCGGAGGAGAACAGACUUAAAGCAGAAGAAGUGAACAAGCUGAUUGCUGAGUUAGAAAGGAGCAUUGCCAAAUACAAGGAGGAGUAUGCUGUCCUCAUCAGCCAGGCCCAGGCUAUCAAGGCUGAUUUGGCCUCAGUAGAGGCCAAGGUAAGACACAGAAGAUAGACCAAAAAUACUUCAUCUAUACUUUCUAGAUACACAAUUAUUUGUUUCUUUGUCUACAAAAGAUAAAAGUGCAGAGAAAAUAUUGCCUAUUUUUUUGUUUCAAAGAAAGAUUUGCAGCAACUGAUUAAACGUCUUAAUACCAGGUUUAAAAAAUUUGCUUUGAAUAAUAUACAAGGUUUUAGAAUUGGCAAUGGUUUAGUGAUGUUUUAGUUUUUUGAACAGCAAGCUAAUACACACAAAAAGUGGUCAUAUUCACUUUCAAAUGAGUUGGAGUAGAUUAACAAGUUAAGAAGUUAUCAUUAUUUAUUAAUGAAAUGUUAAGUGAAUUCUUGUCAUGUGCCAAAGGUUGAAAGGAGUGUUGCCCUGUUGAACAGCCUGGCCAGUGAGAAGCAGAGGUGGGAACUUGGCAGUGAGACAUUCAAGAACCAGAUGGCCACAAUCAUUGGUGAUGUUCUUUUGUCCUCUGCCUUCAUGGCUUAUGGAGGUCAGUAUAUCAAAAUUCUUAUUUUAAACAAUCAAUUCAUUGACACACUCUGCUCAUUUAUUAAAUUGGAACUGAUCAAGUGAAUUUCGAUUGAACAGACAAGCAUUUGCUUUGAUUGAAGAGACAAGUAUUUGCCAUCUUAAGAAUUGGCUUCCCAAAAUUAUUUCAUUUGCUAAUUUUUCCACUAAAAUUAUUUCAGUCCUAUUCAUUUAUAAAGUUGCUUACAAUCUGUUUUCAAAGAAUGUUAAAAAAACUGUUGGAUUUUGUCAAAAUGUGUUGUAUGCAGUGACAAUAUAAUUUGCCUCAUUGGUUGAUUUUAAUUUAGUAUUUUUCAAAAAUGCUGCUUUACCAUGUCUUUGUCAAAAUAUCAUGGAUUAACCACAAACAUGAAUUCAAUGGUUAGAUACCUGAACAUGUCACCAAGUGCUGUUUGUGUUUCAGGCUACUUUGACCAACUCAUGAGACAUACCUUAUUCUCCAAUUGGUGUGACCACCUUCAAACAGCACAUAUUCAAUUUAGGAAUGACCUUGCAAAAACAGAGGUAUGAGGAUUGCUUUGUACUGUAGCUUGCUUUGCAACCCUGGCUAUAUACACACAAAAAUAUUUAAAAGCUAUUAUAAUGCUUUCCUGUCAUGCCUCAGCUCUUUUCAUAAACUAUACAAUUUGUCUUUUUACAACUUUCAUUUAAGAAACUAUUGGUUUUUUAUAAAAAGUUAAUUUAAAAAAGUAAGCAUAAUUCAAAAGUUUAUAAAUAUGAGAUCUAUUUAAAUAGACAGCUUUGAGAUAUGCAACUAUGCAUGUACAUCAAUAGGACUCGGGUCAGGUUUGAAUCAAUGUUUCAUUCCAAAAUUCUAACCCACAUGAUAUUAAACUAAUUUUUUUAAAUUUUAAUUAUAAUACUUAUUAAAGGGUAGGUAAAAACUUUUCUGCCGAUUAAAGAGAUAGCUUUUAUUGAAACAGCUGAGCUAUCAUUCAAUGUAAUCAACUUGCUGCUAGUUUGCAAGCAAUUAUCAAUCCCAAAUAUUUUAUGGAAACAUCCUUAAAUGCCUGUUAUGUUGUUUUUUUUUGUUAUUCAUACUUGAAUUUGCAGUGGUUCUCAACCUUUCUAAUGCCGCGACCCUUUAACAGAGUUCCUCAUGUUGUGGUCACACCCAAUCACAAAAUUGUUUUCAUUGCCACUUCAUAACUGAAGAGUAUAUGUGUUUUCCGAUGGUCUUAGGCGACCCCUGUGAAAGGGUCGUUCGACCCCCAAAGGGCUCACAGGUUGAGAACCGCUGCCCUAAUGCAUGGUGUUUUGAGUUUAUAACUAAUUUUACCCUAAGGUACAACUAUAGAAUGUUUAGAAGUGUUGUGCUUGCCUUGCUCAUUAUAUGGACAGACUUACCACUAGCAUGUUUAAGUUCAGUCAUGACUAGCUUUUAGACUGUCCUAAAUUAACCGGCUGUCGCUUGUACCCACCCUAUCCCAAAUCUUGAAUGGUGUGGAUUAUGUGAUUGCCAACACUAAUCUAACACCCUCACUGUCACUCACUCAUUCUCAACUUUCUGCGUUUGCCCUUCUCUAAUAUACACUGCUGUUCAUAAUAUAUGUUACAACUUGUGAACCAGCAGGAUCCAUCAGCUAAAGGAAUUGACAACUGAAUAUUUAAACAGAUGUUAAGUCACCAAAGAAAGCUCUAGUAUCAAAGAUAUAAUAUGCAUAUAUCUAGUUUUAUAUGCUUACAGUGUUACGGUUUUAAAAAAUUUAAGUCACAUGAACUGCUAUAGUUGUUGAUGUCAUUGUUAGAGAAAAAGUAUACUAUCAUCUCUAAAAAAAAAUAUAAAUCUGUAAAAUAACAAGGCAAACGCUAAUGUUACUUAGACUAGAGUGAUUUCUCCUGAUAAUUUCCUAUCAAAUUUUUAUUAACCAUGGUUUUAUGGUAGAAUAUAAAUGAUCAGUUUCAGAAUUUUUAACAUUUACUUAAAGUAAGAGUUUAAAUUUUAUCAGCAUCUUUAAUGAUCCCUGGCGUUACUUUGGCGUUUUAAAUUUUAUAAUUUUUAAAUUACCUUUAGUAAAUGCUGAUCACAAACAUAUUUAAAUUCUAAAAUUUAACUAAUUAUCUGCAGUACCUGUCCAAUGCUGAUGAGAGGUUGAAAUGGCAGGCGAAUGCUCUGCCUACAGAUGAACUGUGCACUGAGAAUGCCAUCAUGUUGAAGAGAUUCAAUAGAUACCCCCUCAUCAUAGACCCCUCUGGACAAGCCACGGAGUUCAUUAUGAAUGAGUUCAGAGACAAGAAGAUAACAAAGACAAGGUAGUCAUGGAGUUCAUGUUUGAUUGCCAACAAUGUAUAUAAUUCAAAAUACUUAUAAAUGUUGACAAUACAGAAAACAAUACACGUUUUCAGUAAAGUACUUAAAAUAUUUAUUAAUAUAUUGAAUUUCAAAUAUGAUUUUAUGUAUCUAUCACCCCGAUGACAAGCCGCCAUCUCUAGCAUGUGAAAGCCAUUACAUGUUUAGUUUUUUGCUUGUCACACAUAAUUUGGCCAGUGCAAAGUCCAAAGUUGUUCAAAUCAUACAGCUGGGGAAUUGCUAUGCCAACAUUGGAUUUAACUAUCUUGAUUUGCUAGCUAAUCACUACUCAUACAAAUUCAGUUAUCUUUUACAAAUGUUACUGUAUUUAAAUAUUCUCAACAACAGAUACCAUGUUUUUCCUCUCAAAUUAAACAAUCUCAACUUUUGUUACACAAUUGUUCUACAUUUUUCUCUCAGCUUUUUGGAUGAUGCAUUCCGUAAGAAUCUGGAAAGUGCCCUUCGAUUUGGUAACCCAUUGUUAGUGCAGGUAAAAUGUGUUCAAUAUAUUUAUGAAAAAGUAAGUUUGAUCACACAAAAACAUACUUAAACAUUUUUUUAAAAACUUGUAAUUAAAGAAAAGGAUGUAAUAUAAUCUUAUGGCUUGUUUUUGUUUUGUUUGUUGACCUCAGGAUGUUGAGAACUAUGACCCUAUCCUGAACCCUGUGCUGAACAGGGAGCUGCGCAGAACCGGUGGUCGUGUUCUCAUCUCACUUGGUGAUCAGGACAUUGACUUGUCCCCAUCAUUCACAAUCUUCUUAACCACCAGGGAUCCUAAUGUAAGUUUUCUUGUUAGAUACAUUUCCAGACCUGUUUACUCUUACGAUUUUGGCGUACAAUGUACGAUUUUUAGGUGUAUAGAUUGUAUAUACUGUUUAUUUUUUACGAUAAAUAUAACUUAUUGAACGAUUUUGUGAUGAUAAUCUACGAUUUUAAGAGUUUGAGGUUAAACAGGUCUGCAUUUCUUCUCGUAACGCAUUAGCUGCUGGGAAACAGGUGCAAAUAAAUAACCCCGUAAACAUAUUCUCUGUAGUUCAAGAACUAUGAAAAAUGAUUAUAGAGCAUAUAUUUUUUAAAAAGUAAAAUUCCACCAGCAAUAAUUUUUAUAUUUCAAAUCUAUUAGGUGGAAUUUGCACCAGAUCUCUGCUCUCGUGUCACAUUUGUCAAUUUUACUGUCACACGAAGCAGUUUACAGAGUCAAUGUCUUAACCAGGUAAAACUAAUUUUUUUUUUUUUUUUUUUUUUGCUUCUUGUUUUUUUUACAAAUAAUUUAUACAUUUCAUUUUUUUGUUCAUUUUAGCAAAUUUAAUAAUUAAUCAUAAAGCUUUUCCUGAUUUAAAAAUUUUAAAUUUUAUUAAUUUAUUUUUUUUUUUUUUUUUUUUUUGCUUCUUGUGUUUCUUACAAAUAAUUCAUACAUGUCAUUUAUUGGUUCAUUUUAGCAAAUUUAAUAAUUGAUCAUAAAGCUUUUCCUGAUAUAAACAUGUUAAAUUUGAUUAAUUUAUAAAACAAAAUUUUGAAACACAGGUUCUAAAAGCCGAACGACCUGAUGUUGAUGAAAAGAGGUCAGAUCUUCUGAAACUUCAAGGUAACUUAUUUUCUCACCACCUUGUUUAAUAAUUUUAAACAAUGAUUGUAAGAAAUUGUGAUUAUUUUUAAUUACUGAUAAAAACAAUACACUAGGACAAAAUAAAGUUAAAGAUUGAAGUUGUUUAUUCUAGGGCCUGCACAAUGAAAAAACAAUAAUAUUUAGGAAAAAUAUAAUAAUAUGUCAUGUACUUACUUGAUAAAUUUAAGGUGAGUUCCAACUGCGUCUCAGACAACUGGAGAAAUCAUUGCUGCAAGCUUUGAAUGAUGUCAAGGGUAAAAUCCUGGAUGAUGACAGGUGUGUUUCAAUAGUUUUGGUUUCAUUCUAUUUUAAUAAUCUAUAUGCCUUAAGCCUAGUCCCACCAUUAUGGUCUGAAAUUUACACAAAUAAAUGUCAUGGUAUUCUAUAAUUUAAAGUUGUCUAGUAAUGCAGUUUAAAAGAUUUUCCAUGUGAUAGUCUUUUUGGAGUCUUAUGUUAUGGGUUAAAUCGUAUCAAAAUGAAUAGCAAUAUUUAUGCAGCAUUCUGAGCCACCUGGAGACACUCAAAACUGAGGCUGCUGAAGUUGCUAAGAAAGUAGAAGAGACAGAUGUUGUGAUGGCUGAGGUGGAGACUGUGUCUCAACAAUAUGAAUCCCUGGCCAUGAGCUGCUCUAGCAUUUACUUCACACUUGAUGCACUUCAACAGGUGAGCAAUAUCCUGACAGCACAUGAACAAUCUGGACAUCUUGGGUGUGGUGGCUUUUAAAAAUUAUUGAAAAGACAGAACAUCACACAUUGGUUUCUAAAUAUAUAAUAAAUAAUCUAUCACAGAGAUUAGCUUAAGAUUAAAUUUUGUAGUUGUUACUGUACUGUAAGUUAAAUUUUUAUUGAAAAUGUCUUGUUUCAGGUCCACUUCCUGUAUCAGUACUCCCUGCAGUUCUUCUUGGAGAUCUUCCAUGCAACAACCAGCAAUAACCCUCACUUGGCCCUAAUGAAUGUUCACUCAGCAAGACUUUCAAGGAUCACCACAGACUUGUUCUUGGUACGUGAAAAACAAUCAUGAACAUAAAUCCUUUGAUGAUCUUCAAAGUAAUCUCUCAUCAGUAUGUUUAUAAUUUAAAACAACAAUUAUUUUUAUUGAAAGAAAUAUAAACCUAAUUCUGUUUCAAUACAGAUAAACUGCAUGUAGUUGUUAAGAAGCACCAUUUGAUAGUUCAUGUUUAUUAUUUUUUUAUUGAAGUUAUUAACAAAUUUCAUAACCCACUUCUAGGAAACCUACAGUCGUGUUGGAAGGGGUAUGCUUCACCAGGACAGGAUCACAUUUGCCAUUCAGCUAUGUAGAAUUCAUCUCAACGGUCAAGCCAAGUAAGAAUUCAAAUUAUCUUAAACUUUUUUAUCAUUCAAAAUAUUUCAUUUUUAACCACUCAUUUAUUAAAAUUAGUGGAUAUUUAUAAAAUAGAAUGUCAUUAAAGUCAAUCAACUUGAAAAAUAAAUUUUCAAAACUUCAGUGAAGGAACGUAUGAGACGGAGUUUGAGCAUUUUAUGCGCAGUCAGGAGGGCCUGCUAACAGAGAAGCCUACAUCAUCCAUUCCUGGUCUGACCAACCAACAGGUAAAACAGUGUAACACUAAGUUUAGACUGUAGAUUUGGGUAACUGUAAAAUUUGAUUUUAACCAAAGCAACAAUUUUCCAUCUCAUCUAAUUGAACAUUUUUAGUAUCUCUAUUAAGCAAAUUUAUUUAAUCAUAUAGGUUGAAUUGGAGAUGAAAUUAAAUUAAUUUUUAACUGAUUGCCUGUAAGAACUUCUUAUUUUCGUGUCUAUUUUAGCAUGCUGCCUUGGUGCGUUUGAGCAAGUUGCCAUCUUUCAGAAAUGCUAUUAGCGAAGUGACGGGCAACCCUGUAAGUAGCAAAAACAUUACUGUUGUCAAUUUAAUUACCAAAUAGCUUCAAAUAAUAAACAUUUGGUUAAAAGUUGAAUUUUACUCUCAAAUGCAAGUUUUGAAAAACAGCUCCUACAACUAAGGGGAUAAAAAUAACAUCUUUUUUUUAUAAUAAGGAAAUUUAUAAAUAAAUAUGUAUGCAUAAUAAUUCUUACACAUUGUUAGUAUAAGAAUACUCUAAACAUAAAUAGAAUUUAGCAAAAUAAGGACUGCAAUAAUAAUAAGUCAAUAUCUUUUUUUUUUUUCAUGAUUAAACAAAUAAUAAUUUGAGAACAUGAUUGAUUGGCAUAGCAUAAUUUGAUUGUCUUAGCAUAAUUUGAGAACAUGAUUAAUUGGCAUAGCUGGUUUUCCCACAGGUUUUCCAAUCGUGGCUUGAAAGUUCCAACCCAGAACAAGACGUACCUCAGUUGUGGGUGGAGGAUAAACCAUUAUGUAAGUGCUAUUCUUUACAUCUUUUAAGUAAUAGGCUAAUCCGUUUGUUUUUAGCUGUCAGACAUUUGUUACAUAUGUAACUAUGUUCCUAAAUAUUGUUAUAAAGGGUUGUCCUUUUCUUUAAAAGGAAUUUUCUAAUUUUUUUAAAAAGGAAUCGUCUUAUUCAUCUGAGAACCCUCGUACAUUAAAAUGAACACACUUGGGAUUAAAUUUGCAUUUAUUUGAUUAAAAUAUGUAACUUUUAGCUCCCAUUGGAAAAUCAGUUCAAGGCUUGUUAGUGAUCCAUGCUCUGAGACCUGAUCGUUUGACUGCCAUGGCCAGGAUUUUUGUUGAGAAAGUGCUUGGCUCAGAGUUUGUCCAUGUCACAGAUAAGGAACUGAACCUGGGUUCUAUCUGUGAAAAUGAAGUAAGUACUCGUAAAAUAGGCCUUAUCUUUCUGGUUAUAAAAAUAUUGGACACAAACAGGUACUAUAGCUAGCUACAUCCAUUCCGAUUGGUUAAUGAAAAAAAUAAUAAAAAAUUUCAACUUAUAUAAAGAGGAACAAAAAUAGGGACAUUUAUGAAGUUGAAAAUUUCUAUAUUCUGAUAUAAAGUUUAACUAGUUUUAACAAAUCUUGUGUUUUGGGUUGUUUUUUUUAUUAAUCUUGCUGCCUCUAUUCUUAAAAAGUGAAAUAGGGUUUUAUAUCAUAUUUAAGUAUUAUUUGUUUCCCAGUAUUUCAUUGUCUAAAAUAAUCCAACCACCAACAAACAAAUAUGUUGUUGUUUUCUCUCAAAGUUGAGUUGAAAAAGUUUAUUAUUUUUUGUAGUAAUUUUUUUUCUCUUUUAAAAUUGCAAAAGCCAUACUUCAAAAUAACACAUUUUUAUCAUUAUUUAGCAAAUUAUUUCAUUAUUUAUAAUCAAAGUAUUCUAAGACAUUUUAAAGAAUUAAUUUUUAAAAAUUGAAUUGCUUGCAAUUUUUAUAGGAUUAAAAUAAUAAAAUUGUUCACAUAUUUGAUUUGAUUCCUUUUCUCAUCAGUAAUCUAGCCCCAGUAUUUGAGUGCAAUAACUUUUACUGCUAAGCCACUUGAGUUCAGGAAUGUUUUAUUACACCUCAUAGUAAUUUUUAGAGCUUGUUAAUUUUAAUACUCAAAGAGGCCCAUCUCACAGACUGCUCAACGUGUACACUUUUCUUGUCUCUUGUGUAGAUUAAAGGAGCGACUCCAAUUCUGAUGUGCUCUGUACCAGGGUAUGAUGCCAGCGCUAGAGUGGAUGAUUUGGCUGCUGAGCUCAACAAGCCCAUUACAUCUAUUGCCAUUGGUAGGCUGCAUAAUUAUUGACUGCAUUUUCUAGACUCGUCUUAAAGUUUUUAAAAUAAUUAAGUUUGUAUCAUUAGAUAGUUAUUUCUUCUCUUUGUUUUAGGACUUUCAUCCAACUUAAUCAUAAAUAUAACAGUCUUUGUAAUGUUUUAGUUAAAUAAAUAGUAAACCAGUUCAUUCUCAUGUAAUAUACAUUACUUGAAGAUGGUAUUUUGGUUGAUAUAGCUGCUAUUUUCAAAACCCAGGAUCUGCUGAGGGUUUCACACAGGCUGAUAAAGUAAUCAACUCUUCAAGCAAGUCUGGACGUUGGGUCAUGCUGAAGAAUGUCCACCUGGCUCCACAAUGGCUAAUCCAGUUGGAAAAGAAACUCCAUAGCUUACAAGUUCACCCCAGCUUCAGGCUCUUCCUGACAAUGGAGAUCAAUCCAAAAGUAAAGAAAAGACAAAGUGGAUCUUUUUAUUGAGCAGUUGAUUUAUGAAAAUUUAUGGACUUAUUCUUUUAUCUUCAUUAUUUUUGUUCUCCGUUGACUGCAGUCUUUACAAAACUCCAUAUCAGCUCAUUUCGCUUAAUUUUUUUUUUUUUUACUGCAGCUCCCAACCAACCUUUUGAGAGCUGGUCGCAUCUUUGUAUUUGAACCUCCCCCUGGUGUCCCUGCCAAUCUGAUGAGGACAUUUAGCACAGUUCCCACAGCUCGAAUGUGUCGGGUAUGGUGUGAAAUAAUUUGCAUUCUUGAAUGACAAAGUAGAAAUAUCUCAAAUAACAAAUAAUCUUUAUUUACAAGUAGUGGUAUUGUUUUUUUUAAAAUAUUUUUUUAGGCAUCGGGAGUGUGACAUUAGUUGUGAGAACAAUUCAUAAACUAACACAUUUUAUUUUAAGAUUAUUUUUUUUUACUUCUUCAAUACUUUGCUGUAUUUUAAUGUUAGUGUAAGGUAAUUGUGAAUGUUAUUUAUUUAUUUAUUUUUUUCAAAACUAGGAACCCAAUGAAAGAGCCAGACUUUAUUUCCUCCUGGCCUGGCUACAUGCCAUCCUCCAGGAACGUAUGAGAUACACACCUUUGGGCUGGUCCAAGAAAUAUGAGUUCACAGAGUCAGAUCUGCGUGUGGCUUGUGACAUGCUUGAUGUCUGGAUAGACUCUGUUGCCAUGGUCAGUAUUGUAAUACCAUCAAUGGAGUGGCAUUGGCAAUUUAAAUUUGAUUAAUGUUUUUAAAAAGAAGAAAAAAGUUCCUAAUGAUUUCAUGACCUUCACAGCAAAUACUUUUAGCAGCUGGGUAAAAAUAUUAUACUGUUGUAAUGGAUUGUGCAUUAGUUUUAUUACAUACUAUCUUACAUAGGGCCGCACUAAUUUGCCACCUGAAAAAGUUCCUUGGGAUGCCAUCAGAACUCUCCUAUCACAAUGUAUCUAUGGUGGAAAGAUUGACAAUGAGUUUGAUCAGGUGAACAAUUUUGAUAAAUCAUUUAAGAGCAGGAAAUGAAAUUUUGGGGCUUUCCAUAAAUAUGCCACUGUUUGCUCUCUAAAUUUCUUACAGAUAUUUGCAAAAGUCAGUUGACUGUACUUUUUUUUGUAUUGUAAAUAAAUCUGAAACAAAGAGAUAUAUAUAUGUUAAAAUUAAAUCUAAAUAUUGGUUUUACAAGUUUCAGUUCUUAUAAUAACUAAUCUUUUUUUUUUUUUUUUCAGCGCUUAUUAAACACAUUUGUCAACAAAUUGUUUUCACCUAAGAGCUUUGAAGGAGACUUUGUUCUGGUUCAUGACAUUGAUGGCAUUAAAGGAAAACACAUUCUCAUGCCUGAUGGUGUUAGGUAUUUGUGGACAUCAAUGGUUGUGCUGAAUGUUAUUGAGUUAUUUAAGGAUGUUCCAGUUUAAUUUCGUUGCAAUAUUCCAAAUUAUUCAUUCUUUAUUACUUCCUUACAGACGUGAGCAGUUUGUUCAAUUUGUUGACAAUAUGGAGGGUUCCCAAACUCCUUCAUGGCUGGGGCUACCUAACAAUGCUGAAAAGGUUCUUCUGACAACAUUAGGCAAGUUGUUUUUUUUCAAUGAGUGUUUAUAACUUAACUCAGUUUUACAGUGUUUGCAAUUAUUCUAGCUAUUUGAUUUUGUGGGUUUUAGUUCUCCUUUAGUUUUUUCUACAGGCUUUGCAUGUCACUUGAAAUGUAAUUACAAUGAUUUCUUUUGUUGGGGGAUUGCAUAAUUGUGUUGUGAGUGUAAUUCAAAUAAUUUACCUUUUUCAGGAAGCAGCAUGAUUGCCAGCCUCCUGAGAAUGCAAUUGCUGGAAGAGGAAAUAGUUACCUCCCCUGAUGAGAGCAAGCGUAUGGCUGAUGGUCGCCCAGGCUGGAUGAGAACUCUGCACACAUCAGUCACUGCUUGGCUGGAGCUGGUACCUAAGGUAAAAUUCUUUGCACAUUUUUUAAAUUCUGUGCUGUCAUGUUUGUACAAAAUUGAGUCUAAAACAUUAAAUAUGAAUUUUGUUCUUUGUGUAAUUCUCUAAUUUCCUACUAAUUCCUAAUUAGAGUAGUUUUCAUUCUUGAUUGUGUUGAGCAGUAGAGAAUGGAAUGCUCACAGAUACCUUAAAAUUAGGAAUGAUAUUUCCAAGCACCCAAAUGAGUUGCUCUGUGUAUUUUUGGGGCACACAUUUUGAGUAUGACACAUUUGCUUUCUCAUAUUAUAACAAAUUUGAUCUCUAAUAAAGCUAAUUUGAUGAUUGACUGAUUUAUCUAGGAAAGUACAGCAGAGGUAAAGUUGUUAUCCUUUGACUUAUGAGUUGAUCCCACAAUCCUAAUUGGCUUGUUCAAAGAUUUUUUUUUUAAUUAUAGAAACAUGGUUGGGAAAAUAAGAAAGGUGUUUUAACAUGUUCAGUAGAUUUCAAUUUUAUUGUAUUUUUAUUUUUUUAUAGGGGGCUAUCUUGUACUAACAAAAAACUGUUUUUGAACCUAAUAUUAAUUUAAUGUUGGGAACAGAUUUGUUUUUUUUAAUUUACAACCUUUUUAUUUAUUUGUUUCCUUCUCAUUGGUUUUCUGCCUAAAAUACAUGUUUUUCUAAGCAUUCGAGAGUCAGUUUGGACCAAAUAUUUUUCUGGAAAAUGAAGUUAAUGUACGUCAUAUGAACACAUUAUUUUUAUGAAUAGCACAUGUUUAAGACUACUCCAUAGUACUAUUCCAAAUCCCAGUAUUUGCAGUUCACUGUGUGCUUUUUAAUCAUCCAAAUGUUGGCUAUUUUGUUUUGAAAGGGCAAAUAUUGUUUAAUUCAAUGUUAUUUCCUGUUGCAUUGUAAUACUUAAGUUUUUUUCCCAUAUUAUUUAAAAAAAAUUUUUUUUAAAGGCACCAAUUUAUAUAGAGCAGAAUACCUGUUAUAGUUUAAGUCAUGUUAGAGGUGGUAUUAAAUAUAAAAUAUAUAUAUGAAAAUGAUAAUAACUUCAAUGCUUUUACUCCCUUGAUUUACAUAAGUGAACUACUAGUAUUAGUAUCAAGACUUUAGUAGAAUUAUGAGAGAUUGUGAAUGUUCAGCUUUAUGUUUGUUUAGUUCUGACAUAGUUCUGUUGAGACUGCCAGAGAUCUUUACUAGGUACCAACAGUUCUGUUGAGACUGCCAGAGAUCUUUACAAGGUACCAACAGUUCUGUUGAGACUGCCAGAGAUCUUUACAAGGUACCAACAGUUCUGUUGAGACUGCCAGAGAUCUUUACAAGGGUACCAACAGUUCUGUUGAGACUGCCAGAGAUCUUUACAAGGGUACCAACAGUUCUGUUGAGACUGCCAGAGAUCUUUACAAGGUACCAACAGUUCUGUUGAGACUGCCAGAGAUCUUUACAAGGGUACCAACAGUUCUGUUGAGACUGCCAGAGAUCUUUACAAGGUACCAACAGUUCUGUUGGUCCAAAAGAGAUCAUUACAAUGUAGCAACAGUUCUGCUGAGUCUAAAAGAGAUCAUUGCAAGGUGGCAAUGCAGUUGACAUUAUUUUGCUCUUACCGCUUCAUUAGAAACUAAAAAAUUUUACUUUGACUUUACUUGAGACAACAUGGAUUUUUUUACGACUUUACUACAAUUGGUUUUAUUAAAUGUAAAAAUACAUAGACUUAUAAUUUUUUUAAUUCAAAUGCCUUAUUUAUAUAACCUGUUUUAUUGACAUACAGUGUUCCUUGAAAAAAGGAACACACAAAGCAUUUAAUUUAAUUCAUUCCUGCCUUUAGUCAGUGCUAUCCAAAUGCCCUCCUGCUGCUUACCCUUUUCUUUUACUGAAGUUUGCUCAUCCAGGGCACCAAACUCCCAUUUAUUACAGACUGUUACAGUCAAUGGAUAUUCUUACUAGAAUGGCACUCUCCUUCAUGAUGAAAUGAUGCUCAUGUUUUUAUCUUCUUUUGUUAUUAAGUUGCAAGAAUGUGAAAAAAUUCAUAAAUAUUUCCAAGUUCUUAAAAAGUUGUUAUUAGCAAGGGAGAGGGUGAAAAUCAUGUAGAAUCUUUUGAAAUUUAUGCAGAGAGUAAAGAUGAUGACCCUGUGAUUGAAGAUAACUCUGAAUGACUUUAAAAAAUUAGUAAUAUUCCAUUAGUAUGGAAGGAAGUGAUAUUAAGAAAUAUGCCGAUGUUCACUUACAGAUAUUAUCAAAUUUUUUCUUUACAGAGGCAUAUUUUUAUUGUGAUAAUUUAAUUUCUUUCAUUUUUAUACAAGGUAAAAAAGAAGCCAUAAUUAUUCAUUGAAAUUUUAGUUCUUUUUCUAUUCUACAUUUCCAAAUGGAGCUAUCGUUCUUUGGUUAGGAAAACGGGAUGGUUUACGUCAAAAUUGAUCAUGCAUGAGAGGGUUAAAUAUCACUUUUGAUGUCCAAAAAAUCAUAGUAUUCAAUGUGUAAAUGUUCAGAGGACAGGAGCUUUAGAGCUAUUUAAUAUUUUGCAGGCACUUGGGGGCAUGAAGAGGACAGUAGAGAACAUCAAAGAUCCAUUGUUCCGUUUCUUUGAACGGGAAGUGAAUGCUGGCUCUAAACUGCUGUUGGAUGUCCGCAGGGAUCUGCAGGACAUGAUUAAAGUUUGUGAUGGUGAAAAGAAACCUACCAAUCACCAUCGCUCAAUGAUGGCUGACUUGGUCAAAGGUAUCUGAUGAGUUUCAUUUUAAAGGCACAUAACGUGUGCAUCAUUCAAAGAUAUUUUUAACUCUAUGUUAAAACAAGUUCAAUACUUAUGACAAUUUCAAUACUUAUGAGAGUCAGCUGGACGUUCCAUUAUAGAAAUGGGAGGGAUAGAUGAGUUGAAUGAACAGGGGUUGAUAUUUGACCAUCACAUUUAUUUGAUGAUUCUACUUGUUUCAUGUGUUGUCUCUGUUGCAGGUAUCAUUCCAUCGUCUUGGAGACUGUACACUGUGCCAGCUGGCCUGACAGUGAUUCAGUGGAUUACAGACUUCAGCAUGCGUAUCAAACAGCUGCAAACCAUAGCACACGCUACACAAGGAGGAGCUAGAGAGCUUAAGGUUAAACUUGACACAUAGUUGGAAAUACAUGUUUGACAUUGUGGAGAAAAUAGGAAUGUGUCAUAUCGAAUGAGUGGGGGGAGGGGGGGGGGCUGGUCUAGGAGUAAAUGUCUUGCCGAACGGUUUGGGAUAGGUAAUAGAUAUUUGAAUUCAGAUUUUUGAGCUAUGUUAACAUACCUCAUUUGAAAAUCUUUAGAACCUACAAGUGUGGCUGGGAGGACUCUUCAUUCCUGAAGCUUACAUUACAGCAACUCGUCAGUUUGUGGCCCAGGCAAAUCAUUGGUCAUUGGAGGAGCUGUACUUAGAUGUGAGUGUUUGACCAGCAUUCAUGGAGCUUUAAUUAAAUAUUUUUAAAAUCUACUAUUUUUAAGGAAUCUUACUUAGAUGUGAGCAUACGACUAACAUGUGGGGAGCUUAAAUUUGGUACCGUGUAUUAACCAAUCUGCUGUUUUGCUGAAUAAAUAUAUCUUUUAUUGCAAUAGAAUUAAUUAUCAGUCAGUCCUGCUUAACUAUUUGAUUGUGUUCAAAUGUUCCAGGUUCAUGUGCAAUCAGCUAAAGCUGCAACUUUGGAUGACUGUAGUUUCUCAGUGACGGGUAAGAUCCAUCACACUGAGCCAUAAUCCAUUGGUGUCUUUGUUUUAAUAUUCUCUUGAACGUACUUAGACUAAAAUCUCUUGUUUUAAAUGUAUAAAUAAAGAGGUUGAGAUUGUGAUCCUUAUGACAUUUUUUUAUUUACAAUAAGAACAACAUACAAGCCAAUUGAAAAGCAUCAAUGCAGUUAGAUGUACAAAUAAACACAAAUUUAGCUUCUGUUGUAAACAAAAAUUCAAACUCAUGAUAUUGCAGGUUUGAAACUGCAGGGAGCCCUGUGUAAAGACAACAAACUUGUGCUGUCUACAACCAUCUCCACUGAGCUGCCACUCACCAUCCUACGCUGGAUCAGGUAAAGAAACCUCUUCACAUUGGCAACAAUCUGCUUGUCAAAUCGAGUUUUUAUUUAUAUUUUUAUAUAUUAUAAAAUUUUAUAUGUGAGGAAUUAGCACCUUGUAGGCUGUCAUUAACUACUUCACUUUAGCCAAGCAAACCUGUUGACUUUCCAAGUAAAGCUACUCUAUUUCUGCACUUCACAUGAAUUUGAGUCCUGUUGUUGUCCUGGGAAUGGAGUCCUGUUGCUGCCCAGUGAAUUAAGUCCCAUUGUUUGUUUGUCCUCAGACUUGACAAAGGUGCUGAUCCUUCCAUUGGAAAGGUAACUCUGCCUGUGUACCUGAAUGCCACCAGAAGUCAGCUCCUGCUCACCUUGGACUUUGCCGUGACCGAAGACCCUGCUGGUAAAGAUCACAGCUUCUACGAGAGGGGUGUGGCUAUCAUCUCUUCUGACCUCAGUUAAACAACUGACUGACUGGAACAGUGAUUAUCUUUAGUCUCAGCUUCUGAUUUUUGUCCUGAACCAAAAAAUUAGCUUAAAAUUCUCUAUAACUGAAGCGAUUGAAUUUUUAUUUGAUCCUAUUCAUUUAUAUAACUGUCGGUAAAUGCAUUUCUAGAACUCAUUUAAUCAUCUUUUGAAAUCAAAGUUCUGAAACAAAUUGUUUACCAUUUAAAUAAAAUUAUUCACAAAAUUCCAUCUGGGGUAAAAAAAACAACUAAUAAAUUGCACAGGAAUGCAUCAAUUAUAAUUAUCAUUUUUAUAUGCUAGUUUAUCGUUGUAUUAAUUUUUUUACUUUGAAGACCUGCUUUUGAAGGAUUAUUUGAUAUGUAAUACUUUUAGUGAUUGCAUUUUUAUUGUUUCUAUUCAUUUGUAAAACUCGUAAAUGCAUUUUGACAAUUCUUUAAACGAAUCAUUUUAAAUCAAAGUUCUCAAUAACUGUUAAAGAAUUUAUCUUUUAAACGUUAUUAUUUUCAAAGUAAUGCCAUCUUUUGGACAAAAAGAAUAACACGGGGCACAGGAAUGUGUCAAUCAUAGCUUAUCAUUGUAUUUGAUUUUUUUUUUUUUUUAAAUUUAAGGAACUGCUUUUGAAAGAUUAUUUGAGAUUUAAUGCUUUAGUACAGUGAAUAGUUUUAUGAUGUUUAUUCUGUUUCUUAUAUAUUUAUUAUCUCUUUAUGGGAGACCUUUUUCAUACAUUCUGUUUGGAAAAGUAAAUAGAUAUUUGUGAUAAAUGUAAUAUAUGUAUCUCUUUAGUGAUCAAUAUGUGUUUAGUAACUCUGCUUAAGAAUUUAAUUUAAAAACAUCUGGCUGUUUUCUAUUGUUAUUUUUUCAUUACUUCUUGAAUUUUGAUAGUGUUUAUUGUGUCCGUAAUGAUCAUUAAAACUUCCUAAUAGCAAAA